This is a messenger RNA of Podarcis lilfordi (Lilford's wall lizard), 58098 nucleotides long. The record is from the annotation of a GenBank genome assembly. Lineage: Eukaryota; Metazoa; Chordata; Lepidosauria; Squamata; Lacertidae.
GCCUUACUAAGUUGUCAGCUUGGGCUUUUCUUUCCUCCUCCUGACUCCCCCCCCCCCAUCAGCAGUCGCGCGCUCACCUUUGAUUGGGUAAUGUCAAGAGAAUUGAACCUUAGCACCGUUAGAGAGAGACAGAGGCGCCCCCCUCCUCCCUCACAGUACGCAGGCGCGGUGCCGCCGGCUGCACGAGCUCUUUGCCCACUCGCUCGCCUCUUCCCGAGGAGGGCUCGGCUGCGGGCGGGUCCUAGCGCCGCCCGGCCCGGCCCCUCGAGCGCCGCCCCCGCACGCCCCUCACCGGGGCAGAGCGAUGAGCGAGGGCAGCGGGGCUGCUGCUGCUGCUGAGGAGACGGCGGCGGCGGCGACGACGACGACGGGCCCGCCGGGACGGAUUAGCCCCCCAUGUUUCCCCGAGGAGCCCCAGCGACGGCACAGACUGUGGUGGGGAGCGGCGUCCCGUCCUCUUUGUUGGCUGUGCUGCUGCAGUCCUCGCCCCUGAGGCUCCGGGCGGGGGACGAGGCUUCGAGGAAGGGAGAGUGCCGUGUGGCGGCGGCGGCCGCUGCUGUUGCUGCGAGGGACAGAAAGCGCCCGACGAGCAACCGGAACCAGGAAAACUGCUGGGAUUUAAUACGGCGGGCUGCGCCGAGGGAUGGCGUGUGCCUGAAGGAGGACGGGAGGCUCCGCGAAGAGAGGGAACAAAGUGAGGGGGCCAGAGAGACUCGUCAGGGGCUGCUUUUUGGGGGUCCUCUUUCUUCACCCCCGACCCCUCCGACAUUCCCCGUGAGGGGGGACUUCGCUGCUGCUUGAAACUGACCUUGGAGAGAGUUGGGAUCUACAAAAACUAGCAACGUUUUCCUUUGGAUUUUCCUCCCCCCCACCUCUCCCCCCCCUUAAAAACCACACUUUAAGAAUACAUAUCUACAAAUAUCGCUCCAGGUUGCUAACUUGUAGGUAUAUUGAAUGUAGCUGGCAUAAGAGAUUUUAUUGUAUUUAUUUGUUUUAAAUCCCCACCCCACCCAGACUUGGUGUUUGGGAACUUGCCACUUGAAAACAACCACCACCAGUGCCUUGGUUAGGUAUUGGGUGUUGUGUGGCCCUUGCAAACCAUGUGUGGACAUUAAUCAUUUAUCUAUGAGAGCAUGUAGGAGGGAGACAAAGCAUGAACUUAAAAAACGGAGGAGAGUGUUUAUCACUGUUCACCAGUGACUUUAAAUUUUGAAGGUAUUAAGGAAGUUGAUGGGUAAAAUCGGUGGUGUGGGGUUGUUGUUUUUUUGGAAACAUUGUUAAAGCGGUAUAUUUCCAUAAGUUGUGCUAAGGUACCGUCAGUGACUGUGUAUGACGUGAUCCAUCAAAUAUCAUUUCCUUCUGACUAAAAGUUACCAUGGGUGGGUGAUGGGAGGGGGGCUUAUAAUCAAAAGUUAACCUGGUCUUUCACUAUACUGUGUGUUUGCCCUUUGGUGAUUAGCUGAAGGUGGGGUGUGGGUGUCAGUUUGGGUGAGGAAAUUUCAUGAUAUUAUACAUUACUCUUCUUUUUCUUACAACAUUAAGAUCCCAGAUGGCCAAUUCCCUCAACGGCAGGAACCCAGGUGGCCGAGGAGGAAACCCCCGCAAAGGGCGUAUUCUGGGCUUCAUUGAUGCUAUUCAAGAUGCAGUUGGCCCCCCCAAGCAAGCAGCUGCUGAUCGCAGGACUGUAGAAAAAACUUGGAAAUUAAUGGAUAAAGUGGUGAGUCUGUCAGUUGAGUCCUUGUACCAGAAAAUAGUCAAGACUAUUUAUAUGUGUGCAUGUAUGGUCAGAUCAGUUUGUGUCCUUGUUUGGAAAGAAUGAGUGUUUUCACAUUUAUGGCAGAUCCCCAUUUAACCGUGGCUCAUGUUUUCUCCUUAAUACAGAAGAGGGAAAAUACAUUUGUUUUAAAUGUACCUUUUGAUAAGCACAGUUAUUUAAAUAGUAGAGGUUGUGAAUAAGCAGCUUGUUUCCUGUGAACCAAAUGUUCUUUGGUUCCCCACUGGAGCAUGUUGUUACAAUAUCUUCUUGAAAAUGAAACUUCAGUUAAGGUAAUCAAGUUGUGAAGCACUCUUACGUUAAUCAUAUGCAUGCAGUUCAAUUUGCAGUUUAGGGGAAUAAAAAAAACCCUGCUUUCUCUCGUAGGAAUGAACAAAACUUAAGGGCCUUGGCUUUCAAUUUUAAAGGUUCCUUAAAAUGUAUUAUGUGAUUUCUUGAAUAGUUAUUGGAGAGCUGUUUACCAUGGAGGCAUGGUGUACGACUCAAAAAUUAUCUGUUAACCUGUAUCUGAAUCGGAAUCACUUAUUUUGUUAAAUAUUGUUGUAGAAUAGUUAGCAUGUUUAGUCAUUGCAACUUCUACUAAGUUGUAUGCAACAUCCCUUUUCUCACUGCAGAAAAAUAUGGUUCAUUACUAAGGCAACAGGACAGAUAUUUAAUUAAGUGUGCAGCAUUGGCUAUGAGGAUGAUUGAUGGCUUUCUUUUUAAUCCUUCACAACUGAACAAGCAACAUCAGUUGGCAUUAAAUUCUUAAAACAAAAGAAUAGUCUUUACUCAUGGCUUUACGGCUGGUAUUUCACCUACAAUGAAUAUAUGAAGUUUCUAUAUAGGUAAAGAAUAUUAUUGCAUAUAACUAGGUGGAAUUCUUACAACUUUGAAGUGAACGUUUAUUGAGAGAGCAAUAGAACUUUCAUUUGUCAAGCAGUAAAUGUCUCAAUGAAGAUGCUUAAAUAGCCGCAACUGAGUCUUAGGCCUUUUACAAUUAUUAUCAAGCCUUAACUUGGAAUUCAAGACUAAUGUAUUGCAUAAAAGUCACACAUUUGAUUCCUGGUGUUGAAGUCUAGAAAUAAACUUCUUUGGAACUCAAGUUCUGAUUGUAUGUGUUGCCAGCCUACAGAUUUCAGAACAACUUUAAAGGUUACUACUACUGCUAAGACUGGCAGUAAUUCAGGCUAAAGUGUGUGCCUGUAAUACCUUAUCUACCUACCUGAUUAGGGCAAGUUACUUUAGUCUCAGUUUAGAUAUCCUAUAGAUUUUCCAUAAUUUAUGCCAUGCAAGUUGAUCAUCAACCCUCUUUUCUUUCUGGAGUUACACUUUUGUGCCUGCUUUAUACAGUACAAAAUCCAUAACAUGAGAACUGAGAAAACUGCAUUGCUUAGGCUGCAGUGCUAUGGACAUUACUUGAGACUAACAUCUUAUACCAGUUCAUGUCUACCUUAUAACAGUUCAUACUAUUUGUCAAUUUAGUCCAGUCCUGUUUGCAGUAGCUCUCUAGGCUUUUUUCAGGUGGAGUCUUUCACUUCAUUUGCUAUAUAAUCCUUCUAACUAGAAAUGUCAGGGAUGAUAUCUGAAAUAUUCUGUAUAACAAACAUGAGCUCUACCAUUGAUCUGUGGCCAUGCUUUCCAGAGUAGCUCCAGUUGGAUUCAGUAGAACUUGAGUAAAAAAUAGUUAGAGUUGGGCUGCUCAAUCCAUAACACAAAGCAGACAUCUCUACAGACUCUGUGGAUCUUUGUUUUGUGACAUACAUUGAGGCCAUGAUAAUAUAGACAUUCCUUAUUGUGCUGUUUGAGUUCCAUGGGUCAGGUUUUUUUUAAUGUAUUCAGUUUAAAGAUGCAGAUAUCUUUUUGCUUUUAACAUGUUUCUAUUAAAUUAAGAUUUCAUUUUUAACAUUUCCUUUUUUUUACAUUCAUAUUUCUUCCCAAAAGCCUUCCUGGAGGAAAAUGAGGAUUUUUUUAGUUGCCCUUUGCGAACCUAGGUUCAUUUAUCCCUUGUGCAUUGUUUCUAUAUCUAGCACUGUCACUUCCUCACAGCUUUAUCUUGCCAAUCUUGCUAACCAUAUUUAUCUGAUUUCAAUGGGACUGAUGUCCAAGUUAGGGUUUUUUUAGGUUUAUAACUUUAAAUAGCAAGCCGCCUUGGCAUGUUACCUCUAUCCUAUUUAUAUAGCAAACUGGUAGUGCUAAACAAACAUAUGAUGGAAACAAUCACAGUUGUCUGGGAUAUAUGUACAGUUAGUGGUGAAGCAGACUGAUUAAUUUACUGAAUUAUACAUCCUUAUUUGGUUAUAGUAACAUCAUACUUAAGGUGUUUCUCUGAAGCAGCAAUUGUUGCCCCAUCCUAAGCACUGAUUUGCUGACACUUCAAAAGUAGUAUGAAUGACCAGAAUUAACAUAGUAUCGGUUCAUAGAAUGGCUAAAUACAAUACUGUAGUUCAUUACAGUGGCCCUAUCCAUACAGCUGUAAGUGAACCCAGAUUUAGUUACAGUACUUGUGUCUGUGUGCUGUAGCUGUAAUCUAGGAGAACAGGAAGUUGCCUUGUGGGUAUAGACUUUAGCAGGUGUGUUCUGAAUGGCAAAAAGAUACUGUUAUUCAGGUCUAAAAUAAAUGUAUUGUUAAAUUGUGUAUGUAAGGUUUAAUUUGGACAUAACUUCUAUAAUGCCUUAUAACUGGCAUUCAGUACUAUAACUCUUGGAAUGUAAAAUUAUUAGCAGUAUUCAUCAGAUGUAGGGAUGUAACCUGAGAUUUCUUCUCUAAGUGGUAUUAGGUCUAAAUCUCAGAAAGCUUUCUAAUGUUGUUUUCUUGUUUCAGUUACUAUGCAAACUGUGAAAGAUCUCACUGUUUACAUCAUUACUGCUUGAUUUUUAAAAGCCUUGCUACAAUGGCUUGUAUCCCUUUAAUUUAUGGAAGUUCAUGAAAUAAAAGUUUCCUCAUCCCUCUGUCUUUUCCAGAGGAUUCCCCUGCCAACAGUGACAAGGGAAUUGUCACAAAUUGACUUCUUUAAGUUAACUUAUUUUAGGGCCCAAGCCAAUGUUUUUGCCCACGAGAGUAUAGGGUCUGUUUUACAGAAGGCUUUAGGAAGUCUAGAUGCUAUACCUUCCCCCACCCCCCUCUUCCAUUGGUUAAGUGUCCUCAGUUGGAUCUUAAUGUAUCCCAUUUAAGCUUUUGUCAGUUAAUCACAUUUUAUCUCCAGAUUAAAUUAAAGUAUACCAGACAGGAUGAUGUCAUGAUGUUAGAAUCCUGUUAUUUGUAUCUAGAGUUGAGUAUUUGGUACUUGUAGUGGAGGAGAUGCAUUUGAACAAACUCUAUUCAGACAUCUUUUGUGUUAGCAGAUGGCAAAGGGAUGUUUUUUCAUAGUUAAAAUAAAUACUAGAUUGUAAAAGCAUUUCCAAAAUUAAAUGCAGCUUAUGAUUUGAUCCUGCAAUGCAGUUCCUGCAACAGAAUUCUGUGGAGGAAAAUACCAGAUACUGCUCAAUAUGAUGAGGUUGUUUUUGUGAUUAGAGUCUAACUAGCCCAAGUACAAUUGUAACACUCAGCCAUAUAAGAAUAAGCCAUGGUAUCCCUUAUUACGCCCUCCCCCCCUUUGAAAGUUUGUUUUGAGUAAGAUCAUUAGCUUGGUUUGCACAAUAUGGUAAACAGAACUGUGGCUUCCUGGGGUCACAUAAAUGCAUGGGCUCCCAAAUAGGAAUUCACAGCCGCUUUGGUCAUCUCCAGGACUUUUUGUUGGCACAUUGAGCUUAGUAAGUGUUUGGUUUAGUGGGUUUUCCAAACCCAGGCUUGUGUUUAAGCUUUCUCCUAGCUAUAGCAUGUGCUUAGUGGGGAAAGAGUUUAAGCAUAUUAACCUGCAUCUUCUUUUUAUUAUUAUUCAUUAAAUUUGUAGACUGCCCUUCCCCGGGAGAUUCCAAUGUAAAAAUACAAAAUGAAAACACGAAAUAUAUAAUAAAACAAACCAACCCCACCCCCCCAAACACAUUUAAAAGAGCAUAGACUGUUAAUCAGCCAAAGGCUCAGUGCAGGGAGGAAUAAAGUGGCUGUGGCUGCAAGUUUCUCUCUAGGAAUCCACAUGUUUGUGUGGUCCUGGUAAUGGUAAGCUGUAGUUUCACAUAGCAUGUGUUGCGAAUGAAGCCUUUAUGCCAAAUUUGGGGAAAUUUGGCUUAUUCUACCAAUGCUUAGUUAAGAAAAAGCAGAAUCAUGUUUGCUCCAAAUAUAGUUAGAUUAAGCUACUCCCCCCCUCCACCACCACUACCUUAGGUAACGGGCACAUCAGAUUUUACUGAACUGAAAGUGGAAGCUUUUAAACUCCUUCCCAUGUGUGUGGCACAUGAGGGUAAGGCUUGCCAUGGUUCAUUUUCAGUCACAUAGUGCCAAAAGCUUCUCUGGUUUGGUGCUGUAUUUAAAAGCCUGUUAUUUAUCAUCCAGAUGAUCUGAUAGAUAAGCACAAGUUUGUUGCAUAUUCUACAAAAAAUCACUAUACAAAUUAAAAUGAUGGUUUAUCUUUUAAAUAUCUAAAUAGUCACUAUGCAGUUUUUCUGUAUAUAUUUCACUCCAAGCGUUUCAUAACAAAAAUGACAGAUUAUUGUCCAUAGCUCCAUAUUAAAAAGUUUCAUAAUAAGAGAUAUGCAAUAAAAGUCUGUUAAAACAAGCCAUUAAUAAUUCCUUGCAGGAAUGGUGUGAUAUCCUGUGUCCUAAGAGAUGGUAGCACAAUCGCUUAAGAUGUUAAUGCUGUUUUUUGGUGGUGAUAGUGGUGGAGAUAAACAUCCCUAGACAACUUUGGAGGCAGUGUUUGGAACUCUUGGAAGCUACACAAAUUAUUGUUCAUUUCAGUACCUUAUUAUGCAAGCAGAAGGUAAUAGGCAUUUUGAUUGUGCUGCCUGAAUUUGAUUGGAUUCAGUAAGUUUGUGUCCGGUGCUACGUUCUACAUGUCAGACAGUAUAAAUCUAUAUGGAUGGCAAAUGUAGAACUGUAUAAUGUGAAAUAAACAAAUUGCAUACACUACAUAGGAGAGGCUAAUUACAGUUUGAAAAGCCACUUGGAUGUUUUGCUUGUUUAUUUAAAAUAUUUAUAUCUUGCAUUUCUGCUUGACAUCUGGCCUCCAGGCUGGAUGACAAUAAAAGAAAGCUAACACACAGUGUAAGAAUAGGGGAUGGCUACAACUCAGUGGUAGAGCAUCUGCUUUGCACACAGAAUUCCUGGUUCUAUCCCUGGCCUUUCCAGGUAGGGUUCAGAAUACCACCUGACUGAAAGACUGAAGAGCUAUCUAGAUAGAACUAGAUAAACCCAACAUUUGAAACUCCCAUUGUUCUAGGCGCGUUUUGCGACCGGGAAUUUCAUAAAUGCGAGCAGUUUCUGAGUUCAGGGUGCAGUACUGCGCCUAAGAUUUCAGAUUAAAAUCGCCACUGUUACUUGGAAGUAAAUCCCAACCAAGUUCAGAGGGGCUUCGUCCCAAGUAAAACGUGCAUGGAUUGGGGACCUAAAAACUUUCUUUUCUUUUAAACCCAACAUGUUUUGUUUAGGUUUAAGUUGUCUUGUUUAAUGUACUUUUAAUGUAUGAUGUGCUUUUAAUUUGAAAUACAAUAGCCAGUUAUCUACCACACACUCUCACAAAUUUUGGAGUGGGAUCAUUGGACGACCCUUAAAUCUUAGGUUUGCGAACUGAACACUCAAGGUGGGUGUCUCUGCCAUCAGUUGUAGAGGCCUUUAAUAUGUGUUCAUUUUGGUGCCAAAAAGAUAUAUUUAUAUGAAGGAAAGGGAGUGUAGGGAGAAUCCAGGGCUUGUCUGCAGAGUGGAAGGAAAGGAGGACCUUUUUCUGCCUCCCCACUUCCAGCCUCUUAAGAAUAUUAGGGGGGCAGGCAGGGGAAGCAUGGCUUUGUUUUUUGAAGUCUUCAGAUGAGGACUAGACCAUGUGAAAAAUGAACAUAAGAUUUUAGCUGCAGUUCAUUCAUUUUCAGCUUUGUAUUCUUGUUAUAAAAAAGUGCACCUAGACAUUCUGUUGUUGAGCCCAUAACCUAGGUUUAAGGUGCCAUUUAGCUCCUAGCUUUCAUAUCUCAGUUUCUAAACUGGAUAGACCAAUGAUUUGACUAGGGUAUGAUGUAAAAUAUCCAAUCCCACCGUGCUCAGAUAUUGUUGCUGCUGCUAAUUCCAGUAGGAGACUAUGUUUCCACUGUGGACACUUCAGAAUAUUUAAAGAAGAGUAGCUGGAGGAGUUGUGUGUUCAAAUUUCACACUUAAAAGUUAGAAAUGGAGCUCUGAGAGUGCAUUAUCUAUGACUGGGUUGCUGCUCAGUAUUUUGUUAGUAGAUGAAGUAAGUGCUUCAGUCAUUUGCAUUUUUUCCAGCAAUGACUUAGCAUUUUCAGUUUGGGAUGGAGUUAGCCCUUUGGAAGAAUGGUUUAAGGUAGAUUGCUUCAGAGGUCCUAUUAUUACUAUUAUUACUAUUAUUAUUAGUAUAAGGUGGCACAUGCACUCCCCUCCAGCUCCAUUUAACACUGUGAGGUAGGUUAGGCUGAGAGAUAUUGUGAGUGGCUCAAGGUUACCCAGUGGGCUUUGUGGCUCUGUGAGGAUUUGCGCCUUGGUUUCCUACUCUAACCACUACAGCACACUGGCCUGGAACAAAGAUCUCAUAGAAGCCUGGUCAGACGCUCUCAAUCCUCAUAAAGUCUGAAGCAGGAGCGCGCAGCUUCAAAUAUUGUGGUUCUUCUCCCUCAAAAGCUCAAUAUUGUAAUUUCACAGAACCAGAUAUUUGACCCUUGCUAACAUUUUAACUGGCCAAAUAUUUAUUUCCUGCAUAAUUUUGUUGUAGUCAGGAAAAUAUUUAUCACUUGUUGCAUGCAUAUUGUUGUUUAAUUACAACAAUCAACCAGUAAAAGUUAAUAAACACUUACUACCAGAAUAAAUGUUUCCUCAGUUUGGAGCAUGUUUUGUAAUUGGUAACUAAGCUACAGUUGAAUCGGUCAGUUUUUUUUAUUUCAGUAGCUGAUGACUUCUUGCUUAUUGUUAAUGCAUAUAUGUUAAUGCAUAUAUUUGUGGUAUUGGACCAUCCUCAUAGGAUAGGCAUAGGUAAUCUCUGGCCCUCCAGAUGUUUGGGACUACAAUUCCCAUCAUCCCUGACCACUAGUCCUGUUAGCUAGGGAUGAUGGGAAUUGUAGUCCCAAACAUCUGGAGGGCCAGAGUUUGCCUAUGGCCUGUCAUAGGAUGUAGAAUUAACAGUGGUGUUUUAUAUAUAUUCCCCCUUUCAUCUUAAGUCUUGGUUCAGUCUUGAUUUCAGUAGUUUUCUAUUUAUGCAUUCCUGCUGUUGAUAGCUUUUCACAUAUUUAUAUCGCUAAAAUCUUUAUUGAAGUUUAUGUCAGCAAUGGAUAGCAUCCAGCAUUGUUGCAUCUUGAAUGAAGAGCUGAACUUGUAUGAGUACAACUCUCAUUCCGCGAAUGGUAGCUCCUUUCUUUCAUAGUGUGACAUCAUCAGCUGUUGCCUCAUAAAUAUACUUAGUCACACCGGUAGUGAAAACAAUGUUAAAAGACUGUUAAAUUUCUCCCCUAAAUUUUAAUGUCUUUAACCUGGCAUCAGUUAUGUGUUCUGUAGUUCUUAUACUUCACUUGAUAUACAACUCAUUGGUCUUGGACACUGCUUCCAAUUGUUGCUUGGGAUUUAUAUUUUUCAGUCUUAUUUGAAUGUUUCGUCUUGUCAACUCCAUUCACUUUGACAACUUGAAUCAGUUCAGAGGUAACAGGAAAUCGUUUCCCAGUAUAAGAAUAAGCUGCAGUGGGCAUUGGGUUCACAUGCACUCCUCUACUUUUCUUUCAUGUCCACCAGGAAAUAGAAAGCAUUUGUUCUUGAUUUUGAACUAGCCAUAUUUCCAUGUGACAUCUGAACCAGGAUCAAACCAUGUUUCAGCCCCCCAAGUUUGGACAUCAUGUGGUAUUCUUAGUUUUCAAAUCAACAUUGGGUUUCCUUGCAGGAAUGAAAGAAGAGGUGGGAGGAGGGUGUGUGAAAGCUGCUGUUUUCCUGUACGUUUGAAAUUAGCUAUUUUAUGUUCUUCCAUGCUACAAAUGUCUGCAGCGCAUUCCUGAUCAAAUGGUUCUUGUUUCAUCAGCAAAGCUAGGAUUGCUUGGGACAAUAUACAAUGUUUUGGCUUAAAUAUAUGCUUCCAGAUGCUGUCUUUGAUAUACAAUAAAGUUUUAUCCAUUUAGAUAAUUUAUCAUUCACGUGAAAUUUAAUUGUUCUUUGGUUCUAGGUGAGACUGUGUCAGAACCCCAAACUUCAGCUGAAAAACAGCCCACCUUAUAUACUUGACAUUUUACCAGAUACCUAUCAACACUUGCGACUUAUAUUGAGCAAGUAUGACGACAACCAGAAACUUGCACAGCUCAGUGAAAAUGAAUAUUUUAAAAUCUAUAUUGACAGUCUCAUGAAAAAAUCAAAACGGGCUAUAAGACUUUUUAAAGAGGGGAAAGAGAGGAUGUAUGAAGAGCAAUCACAGGACAGGUAAGAAAACUUUGUUUGGCCAGUUGGUCAUGGCCAAUUCUAGUACAACUUUAUUUGUAUAUUUCAGCAGUAUUUGGAUACGUAAUUAUUUGAGGACAUAAUGUUUAUUUUCUGAAAACAGUGACCUGACGGUCAACUAGUAACUCAUUGCAUUUUUAAAAUUUCUAUAGUAUUCAUAACUUUUAAGUGAACUUCUGAUGCAACUGUUUUCUUAUGAAGUCUUAUUUUUUAUGUACAGUUCAUAUUGUAUAGGAAUAUAGCCUCUUUAGAGUGCCAGAGUUGGAGGUUUGCUUUCAUGACGCAUAUAAACUAACAGCAGGGUUACCAAUCUUUUUGGACCGAUGGGCAUAUAUGCAAACUGGAGAAACAGCUAUGGGUUCAAACACACUCUGCAAUCAAGCACACACUGCACCCUAUUCUAUUGGUUUCAGUAGAAUGCAUAUUCAAGUCUAAUUUCAGUGCGGAGAGGGACCUUGAGGGUACCAGGGAAGGACUCUUGGGUGCAUGUCUCCCUUUGGGAACCAUGUUGGUGACCCUGCUUAUGCAUUUGGAAAUUUGAAAGUGGAAUGGAGGUAGUUCCAUUCAGUAUUUAUGUAAAAUAGUUUUGGAGAUGCUUUCUGGCCAAUGUGAGUUUGGUGCUGGAUUUGUCAACACUUCCAAAAUAUUAAUGUGACACUUGUUUUCCUGGUUUCAUGAAGUAAGGUGUUGGUGACAAUGAUCAUACUUAAUAAUAAGCCAAUCAUUCUGACUUAUCAGGGUUUCUUGUGAACAAGCAGCAUAUUGAGAUACAUAGCCCCAACAUUCUUUCUCUGUUGUAGAAAACCAGGAAGCCUUAGCUUCCCAUUAUAUCUGAACCAGAAAUUAUGGUUUGUUGUAUAAUUGGCAAGCCAGUAACAACCAAGGCUUAGGGAUAGCUAUCAUGGAUAGUUAGCGAAAAAAACAUGAUUCCUGGUUUUGAAAGUAACAGGAAGCUAAGGCUUCUUAGUUUAUCCCACUCCAGGGCAGGAGCAAUUCUACAGUCUUCAUGGUACACCAAAAAAUCUGACUUAAUCACUGUUGCAAACACACACAGUUAAAAGUACUUAUUGGACUUUUUUUAUUUCUGAUUUUAUUUGUUCUUCUUUCAUGUCCUUUGUGGCCUGUAGAGAUCCCGCCAAAGUUGUGUCAUGGAGCUUAACAUUUAUUUAAAAGACUAGGCAUUAAUAUUAGGUAUUUUAGUCUUGAAUCCUAGUGGCAAGAAAAGCUACUUCAUAUAUUGAUUUGAGUGAAAUUAUUUUCUGAGCAAGUUAAGUUUUGUAUGUGCUUGAGAAAGUAGCAGGAAAGAAUAUAAUAAUUAAGAAUGUUGCUUUGUGAAGGAACCAUGCAAGAGUGAAGGGACGUGGAUGUUAAGCAUGGGUGGAAGAUUCAAAUGGAAAUUAUGUCUCAAAGCUUUUUAAACUAUGGAAAGGGUGUUCUUCAUUUCUGACUUAAAACAAAUGCACCCAUAAAGAGUUUAUGUGUAAUGGAGCAUGUGUGAACUUUUGAGUGUGUGUUAAAGAGCAUAGUAAAAUAGUAGUGCUUAUGAUACUCUUUCAUUCUCAAAGUGUGGUUCUGUUGUUGACUUUAAUAGGCCAAGCUGCAAAUAGCAAGUUAGUCAUGCUACUUUGCAUUUGACAGGGACAUUCCUCCUCCUCCCCUUUCUUUAUAAAAUCCUUACACAGUUUGUAGAUCCCAUGUAAUGUCAGAUGCAGGGGAAAACGUCACUUCAAAACACAGGUUUAAGAGUGGAGAAGUUUUUUUUAUAAUAACUGUGGCUAGCAACAUGUGGUGUUGCAUUUGAAUGUGUGCAUCAUUGAGUGAUGCCAAGUAAAAUUCCAACGGGAAAUAGAUGAUAUGUCAGGAGUGCUCUGAUGGUGUUUCCUGCUUGGCAGGGGGUUGGACUCGAUGGCCCUUGUGGUCUCUUCCAACUCUAUGAUUCUAUGAUGUAGGUUGCUAUCCGAAACAUACUUAGUAGGGAAUAAAUCCCAUUGAAUCCAGACUUGCUUCUCGCUAAACUUGCAUUGGAUUGUACUUCUUAUAAAUCCAGCUUUGGGAAACAACAAGAGGCAGGUAAUAAGCAUUCUUAGUGAAGAAGAAGAAGAAGAAGAAGAAGAAGAAGAAGAAGAAGAAGAAGAGUUUGGAUUUGAUAUCCCACCUUUCACUCCCUUUUUAAGGAGUCUCAAAGCGGCUGACAUUCUCCUUUCCCUUCCUCCCCCACAACAAACACUCUGUGAGGUGAGUGGGGCUGAGAGACUUCAAAGAAGUGUGACUAGCCCACAGUCACCCAGCAGCUGCAUGUGGAGGAGCGGAGACGCGAACCCGAUUCCCCAGAUUACGAGACUACCGCUCUUAACUACACCACACUGGACAUUUACAGAAGUAGAAAAAUCAACAACCCUAAGUUCUGCUGCCACCACAACCCAACCUAAUGAAAUCUAAGGAUGCUCAGUGUCUUGAUGGAGUUGGGGUGGAAAAUCAAGAAAGAGGAGGAACGAAAUGGAGUACAGGCAACUCCCCAUUUGUUUGGGGGUUGCAUUCCGAGGCACUUAAGCCCGCCCUAUUCUAUCCCGCUUCCUUUUCAUGGCAAAAACAGUGUGCAAAAGAGUUCAUAUUCAUGCCAAAUGCAUGCAGUUGGGAAGUGGCCUGUAUCUUGAAAUAGGAAGUGAUUGCCCGGCAUGAACACUGAAAGGAAACACUGUGUAUGUAUAUAUAUAUAUAUAUUUGCAAGUCCCACUUCUGCCUCCAUAUUAGUGAGCAACUACUAAAACCAAAAAGCAGUGGAAACAUAAGUGAGUAGUAUACUGAUCUGGGUCUUCAGUUUCUUUGAGAGGGUGGAUGAACACUGUCGUCUUCAUGAUGAAGGACCUCUUCUUACUCAGUGUUAGUGACUCAGUUCAGAUGUAACAACAUACCAUGUAUUGCCACAUAGGUGAGCUGGCACAUGCUCAGGCAAGCUUGCUUCCCCUUAUUUGUGUUCAGUAGGAGGAGUUUUGAAGUUUCCUAGCUUAUUAUUAAAAUUGGUUGAAUAAAUUACCAUUUGCCACUUGAAAACAGCAAGAAACUACAGUUUGUUACUGUUAGUGAAAGCUUUGAUCUUUGUCCCUUGCAUACAAAGGGGGAGGGGAAGACACAUUUACUUGAGGCUUGUGGUAGGUUCUUGCAUCUGAACUGGACCACUGACAUACGUAACUAGAAGCAUGAGGUCCUCCAUUUAUAUUCAUGUAACAAACUGUGGUUGGCUUGUUAUGUCUGAACUUGGCCAGUGAUUCUCAGUUUACUUCCUAUUGUCACACAAAUCAUUUCCCUGUUAAAGCGAACAGGGCAAUGUUUUUAAAACAUUUUUAAAAAAAUGUUUUUAAAAUAGGUAUGGCUAAUCCUUUGUGAACUUUACAAUUUAUGGCAAAGGAGAGCUCAAACUGGUGAAUAAAUAUCCCUAAGCUGUGUUUAGUUGUAACUUAAUGUUGCUUAUUUGAACAGUUUUUCAGAACAGAAUGUCUUAAUUAGAAAUAUGAAAGCCUGGUAGAAUUUUUUUUAAAAGAGGAAGUACUUUGAAGUGGCACAUUGCUGUCUUUUUCAGAAAUAUAUUCUGGCAGUCUAUGACAAAAACAAAUCAAAACCUCCUUAAGUCCAGGCAUACUGCCGUGAUGAAGUUAUUGCCUGAGUGUUUUAUGUGCAUUCUAAUGUUAAAAUGUACUUCUUAAAAUUGCUAAUUUAAGCAUAUUUAGUUGCUGUUAAAGAGUUUGAUAAAAGAGAGAAUAGGAAAUGAUUCUUAUCUGAAAACAUGGAGGCCAGCCAAUUCAGCUGACAAUCCCACAAAAUCCCUAGUUGAUCUGAGGAAUGGGAAGAUGACCUGGAUUGGUUGAUAGGAUCACUCCCAAGUGCCCCUGCUCAUUGUAUUGAACUCUGUUCCUUGGUUAUUUAAUGAAAUGCUUAGGAAGAGGACUAAAACAGCAAUGAAGGAACACACAGGUGAUUAUAGAACCUUUUAACCAUUGCCUGGAUGCAGUGAUGGACUGUAGAUGGCUAACAGGUGGAAGCUCAAUCCAGACAAGAGAGAGGUAUUGAUGGCCAGUAGACAAGUUGAUCUGGAGUGGGAGUACAUACUGUUCUGGAUGGAGUGGCAUUCCCUGUAGAAGAUCAGGUUUGCAGUUUGGGUGUGCUUCUGGAUGCCCAGGUGAAUGCUGUAGCCAGGAGUGCUUUUGUUCUGCUUUGGGUAUUGUACCCACUACAGCUACACCCUUUCUUGGAGAAGACGGAUCUGGUCAUAAUGUUGCAUGCCUUGGCCAUUUCCAGAUGUUACUGUUGCAGUGUGUUCUGGAUGUGCCUUUGAGAAGUGUUAAAAAACUGUGGCUGAUGCAAUGCACAGUGGCUCGGAUUCUUCCUGGUAUAUGUUUCUCAGAUCAUGUUGUGGGUGUUGUUGGUUUGCUUUUGUUUUUAUUAUGUAUUUUGGUGUCAUCAUUUUGUCAAAAUUUCCUGAGUGUGUGUAAGUUUAAUCCAGAACAGGGGACUUGUGGCCCUCCAGUUUUGGGGAUCUAGCCAGCAUGAUCAAUUGUCACAUCUGGAGGAUCACAUUUCUCCAUCCUUGUUCCAGAGAAGCUGUUUGCAUGCUGCCUUAACAUUAGAGUAGACACAGAUUUUAUUUGAAAUAUGAAAAGGAAGCAACAUCCUGAUGGUAUUGAUCUUUUACUUUUAAUCCUAUUAAUUAAUACUCUGUGAAGAAUGAACAGCAAUGGCUUUCAGAGCUUCAUAAUAAAAUCAGUGCUGAUCAGAGACAUUUAGUGAUAUAGUUUGUUGUUGACUCAGUUGGUAUCCAGAUGAGAGGUGGUCGCCUAUACAGUAAAUGUUUGCAUUAUCCCUGUUGUUCAUGUAGCCCAAACUAUAUUUUUCCUUUUUAAAAGCACCACAUUGUUUGCAAGCAGUGAUCCUUCUGAUGCCAAAUAGUGUGUAAUCUGGUUAUGUUACAACCUGCCUAAUCAUUGUUCUAUGAUAAGAGCAAUAAAUAAUAAUGUGCUUGUGGAGUUAAACCCUUUCCCCUCCAAGUUAGCUAUUAAGAUUACCAGUUAACUACUGUUUUUGCAGUGCAGAAGCAAUGAGCUGGUGCCGUUUAUGAAUAAAAUCACUAGGUCUAGUUCCUUCUCUCAGUGAUUAGAACAGUAAAUGCUUUAAGGUCUGCAGUGCAAAUAAUCACCAACAGUGCCUCCUCUAAAACCCCUUAAGCUAAUCAAAAUGUAUCCAAUCUUCAAUUAAACUUAAUAAAUGAGUGUUGCUUUUAUGUUUCAGAGCUGUUGAUAAUAUUUGGAUUGGGAGAACCUUAAAGAUAGGCAGCAUAAAUUAAAUACAUUAAGUCAGUCUUACUGCUAAGAACUUAAUGAUUUUCUUUUUCCUGUCCCUGCUCACCCCACCCCACUUUCUGUACUGUAUCUGUAUGGAAUGUAUGCAUUCCUUUUAUGGUUAGCAUUGUAGAAUUGUAGAGUUAGAAGAGACCCCAAGGGUCAUCUAGUCCAACCCCCUGCAUUGCAGGAAUCUCAACUCAAGCACACAUGACAGAUGGCCAUCCAACUUCUGCUUAAAGGAGAGUCCAUCACCAUUCCACUGUCAAGCAGCUUGUGCUUAGAUUUUUCUCCCUAAUACUAUAUGCUGAGAUACUAAUAAGAUAAGCAUAAGCAAGGCAACCAACCCCCACUCCCAUUAGAUAUAAACCUGCUGUUGCAUCUGUAUGGGGGAUUUUUUAAAGUUUCUCUUCUGUAGGGAAACUCAGCAAAAUGGUCUAUCCUAUAGCUUCUUGUUUAGGUUUCUGUUGAACACAAAAGGCUGGAAAUGUGCUGUGUGUGGUGUUCCACAUGCACACUGUGAAUUAUAUUCGUCAAGUUGUGAGGAGCUGCAGCUGGAAAGGAAAACUGGCAGUUAUCCCAUAGGUACACACAAGUGCUUCCAUACCAGUGUAGGGCUCUUUGGAUCCUGGUCCAAUUUAAAACAUUAUUGAGGAAUUUGCCGUAUGUGUGUACAGUGGUACCUCGGGUUAAGUACUUAAUUCAUUCCGGAGGUCCGUUCUUAACCUGAAACUGUACUUACCCUGAAGCACCACUUUAGCUAAUGGGGCCUCCUGCUGCUGCCGUGCCGCCGGAGCACAAUUUCUCUUCUCGUCCUGAAGCAAAGUUCUUAACCUGAAGCACUAUUUCUGGCUUAGUGGAGUGUGUAACCUGAAGCGUAUGUAACCUGAAGCAUAUGUAACCCGAGGUACCACUGUAUAGAAUUGGCCUUUCAUUGCAUGUAGAGAUCUGAACAUUUUGUUCCCUUUGAUAGCAUAGCAGCACAAUUACGUGCAUGUCUCAGAAGAAACUCUCAUUUAGUGCAGUAGGACUUAUUCCCAGGUAAGUCCCUUGAAUUCAGUGGGUUCUUUAAAGAUAGAUACAUUUAAAAUAACAAUAAAAUAAUAAACCGAAAAACCUUGCCUAGAACAAAUUAGUGGAAUGUAUUUGGGUCUUAGCAGUAUAGACCUGUAGUGUGAAGAUAAGUGUAUCAAGCCUUUACAGGUUUCUGAAAUCUUAAGCUGGAAAAGUGACGCUGUUGGAAGCAACUCCACUGCAGGUAAAUGAUAGGCAGGAAUGGCUUAGCAAAAUGCAAAUUCAGCAGUAGCAGCGUUUUGAACAAAUGAAGAGUGUGAGCAUUCUGCAGGCCCACAGAAUAUUUUUUCAUAGACAUAUAAUUUGUGGUUGGACAUGGGAUUCCUACUGCAGUGGAAUUUCUAAUUACCUGCAUACAUUUCUUGUAGCUUUUUCUCUAGUCGUUAUUUCUUCCAUCUUAAGCAUCUGAUGUAACUCAUUUAUACACGCUAUUUGUGGGCUUUUGAAUCUGAGGAAAGAGUGUUAGGGAAUAUAAUGCACUGCAGCUUUCAGAAGAAAAAUGGUCAUACUGACUUAAAUUAUUGGUAGCAUAUUGCAGCUUACACAUCUUUCACUUGAGUUCUGGUAUAGUUUGCCCUUUCAACAGUAGACACUAUGCCUUGUGAGUUUGAAGACUCUUAUCUGAACCAUUUUCAUAAUAGUCAGGAAAUCAAGAUGUUGGGAACUGCUUAGUAAGCUGUGUUGGCUCUGGCACUGUGAAUACAUAGAUACUCUUGGUAAAUGGGAUACAUAGAUAUUCCUCCCAAACAAACGUGGUGCUUGGGAAAUUUUGUUUUUGACAUGUUCGGUUUGGAAUAGAAGAAGAAGUUUAUAUGAAGAUUAGUGAAAUGGAAAUAAAGCAAGUGCCUUAUUCACAGCUUUUAUCAUGAUUUGCAAAAAGUGGAAUAUUUGUUGUGUAUGAAUAUUUAAAGUUGGUAGGCAGUCUCAAGUAGCACAUCAUUUAACAAUCAAGUGAAAUACUUUUGCAGCAUGUAGACCUGUGUCUGAUUAUUUCCUUGUAUGACUAAUGCCCACAGUUAAACAAGUUGCAGUCUAUUGAUAAUAGAUUUCCUGUCUUAUUUCCUGUGAUUAUUUGAGAAGAAGGUGAGUGGCUCAGAGGUAGUGGCUUGUACUGGCCAAUUACAAUUUGACAUGCUAAGAGACCAAAUGGCCAGCAAUGUUACCAUGCUGAAUGCUUGCGCUGAGUUUGGAUUAUCUAGUUGUAUGACUCAUACCAAUACCUUAAUGAAAAUGCCCAUAGCCUCAUGGGGAGAUCAGGCCUUCUCUCCAGUCUUACAUUGAGUAAUAUGGCUUAUAAGAAAUUAGUGUUGUGAGAAGUUGUGUGGGAGAUUCUGUAUCUGUAAAAAAAGGUUCCAUAAUGUGAGCAAGAUGCUUGACCAACAAAGUGGGGAUUCAGUCUUGAGAAGGAGAGUGUAGGAGGGUUUUCCUUUCAGCUUUAUGAAAAGAAACAAAACUACUAUUUUCCACUUUAAUCAGUGCUACAAGCUCAUUACUGAAGAGCAGUAUUCAACAAGAUGCUUAUGAUGAAAGGAAAACUUGCUCUAUUAUUUCCUUUCACUUUUGAAGUCUUCAGAAUGAUAUUAAGAAAAGACAGACCACUUCAUAUGUGUGAAGAUGGGAAACAUACAGGUGAAAAUAAUAAAGAAUAGUGGGAUUUUGGUCCUGAAAUAGCUUUGUAAGACAUAUGUGCCUUUCAUGAUAUAUAGAUCAAAAUACUGAGUUGUAAUAAGAACCCAUUAUUUCAUUAGAAAGUUAAAUGUAAUCUGUAGUACUUAUUUUAUACAAACACACACACAAAAUUUAGACAGGCACUAUCUCCAAUGGUAUUUUGGUACCUCCUUAAAAUAUAUUUAUUAAACUAGACUUUUGCAGUUAGAUAAUUCUGUUUCUGUUCUUUUUGCUUCUGCCUCAUUGCAGCUGCAUUUUAUUUUAUUAGUAUUAAUUUGUAUCCUGCCUUUCCACGCAAAGGAGCCCAGGGAAGGAAGCAAACACCAAAAUGCUGAAACAAUGCAAUUUAAAAUAAAAUAAAAACAUAUUUGAAAACAUAUAGAACAUAUAAAAACAUUUAAAUACAAUUGCAUACCCAGUGCAUGAUUCAGGAUUGCUGACACAUGAUCUCAUAAGGCUGACCCACUUACCAACCAAGCAUUCAUAUUCUGCACUAGCUACAGCCUCCAGACUUUUAGGCCAGCCCCACAAAAGAAUACAUUACAGUAAUCUAAGCAGGUCACCAGAGCAUGGACAACUGAAGUCCCAUCUAUUCCAGUCCAUGAAUAGCUGUAGCUCUUAAACCUGCCUAAGCUAGAGGAUAGUAACUCCGGGCCACAGAAGUCACUUGAGAAUCCAUUGACAGGUUAGGAGAGGGUGAGAAGAAAAACUGGCCUUUUUGUCCCUCCUGGGGUUCCCCACUCUACCCUAUGAAUUCCAGACUGGCUUGUGUAUUGAACAUGAACCCUUUUAUUGAAGGCUUGAACACACAGGGAUAUUUUGUUGCAGAUACCUUAAAGGUAUUUAUUCAUGUAUGUUGGUGCUCUCCUCCUUCCUGCCCACAGUAUAUUAUUUCAGGUUGUGGUUGUAGUAGGGUGAAAUAAAAUGAUUUAGUUGGUCAGUGCAGAGCACAGACAACACCUGACUGAGGGGAGAAGGGAGGAUAGAUGUGAGUCCCAUCCUGACCAGAGCUGGAGUCUGGGAAGAAGGUAUUUCAAGAGAACCUGUUAUAUUUGCCAAUUCAACCAAGUUAAAGUCUGCUUCAAAAGCUAAGCUGCAAACACCAGGACUAAAGGAAGGGGAUUGCAUGCUAGAUGUGUGUUCUCUGUAGGCUAGUGCAGGUUCCUUGAAUUGCAUCCAGUAUACAAUGGUGCCUUGGUUUAAGAACAGUCCUAUUUACGAAUGAUUCGGUUUACAAACUCCACAAAACCAGAAGUAGUGUCCCGGUCUGCAUACUUUACCUCGGUCUAGGAAUGGAAUCUGAACAGUGGAAGGGCACUGGUUGGCAGGAGGCCUCAUUAGGGAAACUGUGCCUUGGUUUAAGAACAGUUUCGGUUUAAGAAUGGACUUCCAGAACAGAUUAAGUUUGUAAACCGAAGUGCCACUGUACUUUAUUGGCAUAUUAAGGUUAUGUGUUGCUGAAAUGCAUUACAUAGACAUGAAUAUUAAAGAUAGGUAUCAAGAGCUGUGUUGAAGCUGAAUAACUGCUCCCCUUUGAUUUCUGGACAAACAGGUUUGGGUGCGAGUGAGGGGGGGAAGCUGUCCUUUCUCCUGCUCUGAAGUCUCUUCCCCACCCUUUCCUGAGUACCAGCUUGGCUUGUGGUCUGAUCAGAAACACUUGUUCUAGGCAGGCAUAGGCAAACUCGGUCCUCCAGAUGUUUUGGGACUACAACUCCCAUCAUCCCUAAAUAACAGGACCAGUGGUCAGGGAUGAUGGGAGUUGCAGUCCCAAAACAUCUGGAGGGCCAAGUUUGCUAAUGCCUCUUCUAGGGUCUGUGCAUGCAGAUACAUUUUCAUCUGUGUUUCAUUGGAGUUUCUAGUGCUUUUGGGAAGAGGCAUUACAAGGAAGGAAAAGAGCAUCCUUUCAAAUUAUGACCACAUAUGGAAUACCACGUGGAGCUGUGUAUAUUUUUGGCAAAUUGGAAACAAUAUAGUAGACGAGUUCUAAAAGACUAUAAAUGUUUCAAAGGCAAAUCUUAAGAAGAGCUAAAGAAACUGGGUAAGUUUAGCCUAGAGUAGAAUAUUAAAGAGAAAAUAUUAAGAGGUUGUCAGGGGAAAGAUAACAGAUCAUUUAUCUUAUCUGCUGAGGUUACAAACAAGAUGCAGUGGUUUUCAUCUACAAGUAGGAGAUGAUGGUUACACACUUUGGGGGGAAAUUCUAGCUGUUAGAGCGGGUCAGGGCAUGCCACGGUUGACAUUUAGAAAUAGUUGUUUGUGCUUACAUAGGCUGAAGAUCUAGUCACUGAUAUCACUUAUUCAGCACCUAGUUGUUUCUCACCUCUUUUCUAUCUGAGUUUAACUAAGUUGUUUAAUUAUGUUGUUUAUCUACUAUAUAUUUUGGAAAGUAGUUUGUCCUUUAUGAACUUGGGUGCCUCUUGAUGUAUUGUCACACAGACGGUUCCCAAGAUAGAGCUGUUUUUGUCUACAUUUUGAAACCACUGGAUACCAUUUUGAAUCAAAACAAUCAAAACAAAAUACAACAGUUCCCGAGCUAGAGGAGCAGAUUUGGGUCUGUGUUUGUAAACCAUUGAUUGGAAACUUCAUUGAUUUGGGCACCUUUGAAGAUACUGUUGCUCAGUUUGGUAUGACAAUUACUGAAUUGGAGGGUUGGGUUUUGGUUUACAUUUGGAUAUUGUCAGACACAAUUUUGAGCAUUACCAGAAUAUGUUAAUUAAAUUUGCCUUUGGGGCUCAGGCAGCUCCAGAACUUUUCCUGGGUAGUAACUUAUUUCAUUAAUACUGAGUUUCUGAUACAAGCAUUGUUUAGGACGUGUCUUAGCACUUUUCCUUUUGUUAGUGGACCAAGAUGACCUUUUUUAAAAAUACAAACUUUAUUAAAGAAUAGAAUUUACACAAGAACGAAAAGGAAGAACACUACAAAGUUAAUAAUACAUACACUUCAAAUAUCAAUGACAUACCACAGACUACUUUGAAUAAGAAAAGUGUGCCAGUUUGGAGAGAAAUAUAUGUUCGAACGCACACAGGAGAGGCAUCAUUGGCCAUCUGUCAGGGUCUCACUCUGAUGCCAGCCUUGGGCCUCCCUGUUCAGGGUCUGUGUCUCUGAGCUGCCUGUCACUUUAAUUAAUCACAAUACCCCCAAUGUAACAUCACUCAAAGUCAUCAUGGGACAUUAAAUUGUCAACCUUGCUUUUCCAGUUUCUGAAUGGUUCCCAAAUUUUGACUGUGUGCUCCCUGGGGUCAGAAUUUUUCUGUUUCCUUGCUAAUGUUACUGCGUGUAAAGUACUAUGUACAUUGAAAAAUACAAGUCUGUGAAGCUUCCCUGUGUGUUAAUCACUGAAAACUGCAGGCUGUUGAAAAGCUGAGAUCAAGGCCAACUUUGUAAUUUGCUACUUGCCUAAGACAAUUAGCAAUUUUUAUCAAAACAAGUAGCUCUUUAGGCUCACUAUCUGACCUGUGACAUGCAUGUGGACAUUAGUAAAUGGGCUAGUAAAGUAUUUUUGCCUGCAUUUCUUUUUUUACACCUGGAACAUGUUUCAUUUUUAUUUGAAAGUAAACUGUGCCUCUGCAGGAAGGAAUGUGAAAUUUAAUGUUAUGCGUACAUUAAAUAAAUCUAUGCUAGAAAGAACUUUGUGAAAAGCAGUUUUGCCCUUAGAAUAACUUAAUGUGUGGUUUAAAAUAAAUUUCACUUCCUUUUGUAAAACCAGUUGAUUUCCCUGUCUAUCAUUCAAUAAGUAUCAACAAGUUGUUUUCCUUUGUCUUACUAUGUCUUACAAAUCUUCUCUUAUAUGGUGCUAAUUGCCUACAGUGGCUACUUGAGGCAUUGUUUUGUAACAAUAGAACUAUCAAUUUUUGCUGUUUCUUAUGACAUAACCUCAACAGUUUUAUGAAACAACUGCAUUGAAUAUGGCUAUAUUUCACCUUUUAAAGUGCAGUAACUUCCCUUACUGAAGAUUUUUGAAUCUACAUAAACAAUUUAUCAAAUUUAAUAUAUGGCUUUUGUUUUUAUUUAAAUACCUUAAAAUGUACCCAAGAAGUGGCAUUAUUAUUUAGCAAAUGUUUUCUAAAGCACUGUUUAAUUGUGGUAUGAAUGUGGUCUUAAAAAUAAGAAAACAUGGGACACAUGUUGCUUUUUGAAUUUUUGAAAUUCAGGUCUUCGUUUUCCUUUCAAACAAGAGACUUCUUUGGUAUAUUUUGCUUAGUUUACCCCCUGUUUUAUUUCAUUGAAAGGCGAAAUCUUACAAAGCUGUCCCUCAUCUUCAGUCACAUGCUUGCGGAAAUCAAGGCAAUCUUCCCUAAUGGUCAGUUCCAGGGUGACAACUUUCGUAUCACAAAAGCUGAUGCUGCAGAAUUCUGGAAGAAGUUUUUCGGUGAGAAGUAAGUAUAGUCAAUUUUGCAAAAGUUUUUUUGUGUUGCAUAUGAUUCCCAAGGAUAUCCUGAAGUCUCUCUCUCUCUCCCCCUUUUUAGUAUCCUUUUAACAUUUAUGUAUAAGGACAAGUACAUAAGAGACAUUUGUCACGUAAGGAUUUGACCAGAUGUGGCUAAAGUGCCUUGCGAACUAUUAUAGCAGACUUAAUUGCCUGAAGUAGAUGUUAACAGACCCCAGACAGUACAAAGAAGGUGUGCUGGACAGUUACUUGAGGAUGCAAUGGAGGAAGAGAAGUGAGACACCUCCUCGCCACCACACAGUAGGCAUGUUAAACUGGUACUCAGUGACAUUCACAACACAUUUUUUGCCGCUUGUGUUCUAGCCUUUGUUUCUAGACCAAUUUGCUAUAUAAUUGUAUAUCUUGAAGCAGAUUACAGUAAGGAGUCAGAGAUUAAAAAAAACCACAAUAAAACUCAAUAUUGAUAUUCAGGUAAUUGAUAUAAAAGUUCAAAAGGAAAAUCAAGAGAUAUAAUAAGAUCUAAAAAGUUCAAAAGGAAAAUUAGAUUACUAAAACUAACAAUAUUGAAACUAACAACAUGAAGCUGUACAUUCUAGUGGUCAGCUGUUGAGGAAGGCUUGAACAGAAAGGUCCAUUUUCAGUACCUGUAUUCAAAUGGUAGGAGUGGGUUUGUGAUUAUUGAUAACAAGUUUUAUAAGGUAAUAAAUUUAAAUAUUCCACAGUUAUCAUGACAGGUGUUAUCUAAGUAUUACAUUUCCUGAUGCACAAAAAUACUGUAUUAAAAUUCUCAGAAAAUAUAAUACCCCUGAAAAACAACAGUCCAUAUAUAAGGUAACAUGUUGACAUUGCACAAGUAAGAAAAUGUGCCUUUAUUGUACUAGGAAAAGUGAUUAUGACCUUAUUUAGUGCUGAAGGUUGUGUUGAAAUUCAGCAUGAUCUGGAAGACUGAAACUAAUUUCUGUGUAAUCCAUAUAUUAAUGAACCUGCUCACCUCUGCGAGUUUGAUCCCAUCUAAAAUUUCAUUCUGUGAAGUUUACCACAGAGUUCUUACACAGCCACUCCCUGUGAGCUAUUUUUGCUUCAAGGUAGGAAAUUCCUUUGGCAAGAUUGCUUAUGGCAGGUCUGUGACUGUAACUAUUUGAGUAUAGGCUCUUCAAAACCUCACACCCUACAACCUAUCUACCUACUUGUCUUUCAGCAAGUUGCAUUAUUGAAACAUCUGGGUAUAUUAGGAAAGAAUACAUGUGGUAAUAAAUCAAAAGGAAAAAAAUCUACACUAUAUAUUAGCUGGGAAAUUUGCUGAGAUGCCACUAAGACUCCAGAAAGCAUACUGCUAAAAUUUUGCAUUCAGCUACUGUCUGGAUAUGAAUCAUGAUGGGCAGCAUCUUCCUGGUUUGAGCUAUUUUUAAAUAUUAUUUAAAGGUGGGGCUAUUAACUUUGAAGCCAAUAGCAAUAUUUCCCCCUGUAGUCCACAUUUUCAGGUGGUCUUAAGUAAUUGUUAUCUAUUUAUUUAGCAUUUUAGUUACUCUAGUGUCAGAGAGUUGAAGUGUGAACAAAUAACAGGAAUAGCAAAUGGGACCUGAAACACAGUUUUGCAGUGUGGGCUGCUCUUGUACAGUGUUUCCUUCAGUCAGCCAAUGCUGUUCACCCAAGAUGCUCCAUUGCUUUCUCCUUCCAUCCAGUUUUCCAUCCUCCCUCAAUAGUCAGUCAUCCUUCAGUGCUCACUGAGUUCUUGGUGCUGUGUUGGGUUCUCCCCUUCCCUACUUUCAGUUUUUUUUCCUUCUGCAAACCUCGGGACUUCCCCAAAUGUAUUGCUACCUCUCGUUUGCGGGUGGUGCAUUCUGGGAUCUGAGCAAUAGUACUCAUUCCGAUAAACUGGAAACCACAGGGAUGAUAAUAAUUAUCAUACAAGUGGAAAAUAUUUUGAAAAGAAUUAUGUGAAGAUACCAAUUUUAAGAAGCCUCCAAAAUCUGCACAUUAUUUAAAGGGCUGUGAACCAGUAUUAAAUGUUUUUUUCUGGGCAAUCAAUUUUUUACAAAAAGGAAUUGGCCAGGUAUAUUUCCAGUAUGUUCCAAAGUGUGGCUUGCCACCACCAAAGGCACAUAUCCAUGCCUUUGUGUAUCUUUUACCUAGACACAGAGCCAUGUGCAGUGCUGACACAAGUAAUUUUGCCCCCUGAAGUAGACCUUGAAUGGUGCUCUCCCCUCCCGCCGGUGCCAACUUAAAAUCUUGCUGUGCCAUUCAGACACCAAUUCCUGCCAUCAUCUAUCUUCUUUCCUUGCUCUGGCCAUGGUGCUGCCAGAAGAAGGUUGCUGGUAACCCUUCACCUGGAGAUGUAAUCGAACAUGAUGUGUAAUCAUGAACCUACAUGGCUCUGAUUUUACAGGAUGUGAUGUUACUUAGACAAUGGUAGCAUAUUGUGUAACACUUCAAUACUGUUUUUGCAUUACAGAACCAUAGUGCCUUGGAAGGUGUUCCGUCAGUGUCUGCAUGAAGUGCAUCAGAUUAGUUCUGGUUUGGAAGCAAUGGCUUUGAAAUCUACUAUUGAUUUAACCUGCAAUGACUACAUUUCAGUCUUUGAAUUUGAUAUCUUCACCAGAUUAUUCCAGGUAAAAUAUUCAGCAUAAUAUUGAACAUCCUCUUCCUAUGUUGUCUACAACCAAGUAUGUUUCUUUAAACGCUACAAAGCAUUCACUAAUGGUUGAAGUCAAUAUGCCAUUUUGCUCAGUUAAAAACAAAAAUCUUUGCCACAUUUUGUUCAGAGAAAAUGUCAAGAAAAAAGUCUGAUUAAAACUGAAUAAAAGCUGAGGCUUGGUUUAUUGUAGAAACUUUAUUUGUGUGAAUUAUCUUUGGCUUAACUUUUUAAAUAUAAAAAAAGUUUGCUUAUUAUAAUGGUGUAAGGAGAGAGUACAGAUGAGAAAAGAAAAAAAUCUUCUCUUUAUGAGGGCAGCUUAAAGACUCAGUCAAAUUAAACAUCUGGGUAUGGGAAUAUGAGAUAGGAUCUGUUUAUAUUCUUGAACUCUAUAUACCUCCAAAUAACAAUUGUAAUAACUGGCAGGUUUAGUAUUUUACCAUGCCUCACUGUUGUGAUAAAUUGCAUACUUAACACUAGGUAAGAUUAUAGAAAUUGCUUCUGUAUUCUUGGGCCCCUGAUGUUGGGUACUACAGCUUUCUAUUAUGUUUUAUUGCAUUGUUUUAUUGUACUGUGAAUCAUGUUAAUAUUAUUUUUAUUAAAGGCAGUAUAUAAAGAGAGAGAGAAAAAUAGUUUUGAUUGAAGAUCAAAGUUUUGAUAGCUGCUUCAUGAGGAGCAACAGUUUAUAUUUAGCUGACAGUAGGCUUUUCUUCACCUGCUAUGAACCUAGGCAUGUUUCCCCCAGUUAAAUUGUAUCAAAGUUAAUCACGUACAUUGAAUGAAUUAUGUUAAUAAUUCUAUAGACUUCAGAAGUAUAUCUUGCAUACAUUGUGAGACACUUUGAUAUGGUGACUGUCUGGAAUGUUGAAUUUGGACUGAGGAUAGCUGAGCAAAAAUUCACAUCUAGCCAUGAAGUUUACUGAGUGGCCUUGGCCCAGUCACUAUGUGCUGGUUUAGACACAAAGAUGCUGGCUUAAUAAACCAUGAUUUAUUAAGAUUGAUACAGUUCUCAUGCUCCCCGUCCCCUCAUGUGCUGGUUUCAGUGUUUUUUAAAAAUCAUGCUUACUUUAAAGCACUUUCCCUUUAUUUCCAAAAUGAUAAACUGUGAUUUAAAGUAAUCAUGGCAGAAACCAGUAACACAGAGAGAAAUGCAGGGAGCCCACAGGCAUGAAGCUCAUUGCCUGCUUUACCAAAUCAUGGAACAAAAUCCUGACUUACAAAAGCAUGUUUUAGUAAGCUUGUUACAUUCAAGCUGGCCCUCUUUCUCAGCCUAAUCUACCCCACAUGGUCACAAGUGUAGUGGGGAAAUAGCAGUGUAUGCCACCACAAUGAUUGGAGGAAAGAUGGGACAAAAAUACAGUAUUUUUUUCACUUUGUGUUUAGCCUUGGGGUUCAAUAUUAAGAAACUGGAACUUCCUAGCUGUAACGCAUCCUGGAUAUAUGGCAUUUCUGACUUACGAUGAAGUUAAAGCACGGUUACAAAAAUACAGCACCAAACCAGGAAGGUAAUGCAUUUUUGCUAAUACUUCUUAGAAGAGGGUCAUUUGACCUUUGUGUUCAGUAAAACCUUUUGCUCUUUGUGCUAUUUUGACCAGUGUUCACUUGGUAUAUUUUCUGAGAUUCCUAGCUACACUGGAAAAACCUGCAAUCCUGGUGUUGCUCACCUGAUUGCAUUUGCAUUUUAAAAUUAUAAAAUGCACUUAUGUGAACAUAGUAAAGUCUAAUAAACAUAGAUCCCUUGUUUUAAGUGCUGAGCCUUUUAAAUGUGCUGCUUUCAGAUUUUUUUACCUUUCUUUCAGAACUGGGGGGAUUAUUACCCCUCUUUCUAAUUUUAAAUGAAAGUUUUCCUAACCUUUAACAGGACCCAUGUUUUUCAUGUAGAGGGUGGGCUAUAGGCACCACAUACUGCAGCUUUAGUGGAGAGAUGGUUAACCUCUGGCCCUCCAGAUGUUGCUGGACCACAUCUCCCAUCAUAUUUUUGAGCUAAUGGAAAUUGAGGGUGAAACAACAUGGAGGGCAAUGGGUUAGAUGGGCCUUUGGCCUGAUCCAGGAGAUCUUUUCGUAUGUUGUUAAGUGUGUUUUUGUAACAUUGCCUUAUAGCUACAUUUUCAGAUUAAGCUGCACUCGACUAGGACAGUGGGCUAUUGGAUAUGUCACUGGCGAUGGAAAUAUUUUACAGACAAUACCUCAUAAUAAGCCUUUAUUUCAAGCUCUGAUUGAUGGCAGCCGGGAGGGAUUGUGAGUAUAAAUGUUUACUACUUUAAAUACAGAAUCUUGGUUCUUUGACAGAUGGGAUGCACCUAAGAGUGUACAGUGGUACCUCGGGUUACAUACGCUUCAGGUUACAGACUCCGCUAACCCAGAAAUAGAACCUCGGGUUAAGAACUUUGCUUCAAGAUGAGAACAGAAAUCGUGCUCUGGCGGCGCAGCAGCAGCAGGAGGCCCCAUUAGCUAAACUGGUGCUUCAGGUUAAGAACAGUUUCAGGUUAAGAACGGACCUCCGGAACGAAUUAAGUACUUAACCCGAGAUACCACUGUAUUUCAGUCUGACCAACGUUUAGUUAUCCAAUAUAAAAUUAGAUCUUUAUUGCAAUGAGUGCUCAUAAUUUUCAUGCAGGGAAAGGGAGACAAACACUCUUCUUUAGUGUCCCAAAUGUAGGCAAACUAGAGUCUAUGUUGCUGACUUAACAGUAAAACAAGGAGACGAGAAGAGAAGAGGUGAGGGUGAACUUAUAUGCGACAAUGAAAUGAAAAGUGGGCUACAAUUAUCAGCAGAUAGUGCAUAUAGAAAAACAACAUAAACAUGGAUAUAGUAAUGAAUGGCAAGAGGAAAUGGAAAAGUUGUUGGAAGCAAAUGCUUAGAGUGGGGUGAGAAAACCUUUGGAACCCUCAUCUAAAUUUACCAUUCAUGAAUAGCUUGGUGGUAGAAUGCUUUCAGGUGUAACUAUUGUGAUUUGUGUUGUCUAGUGACCUUGUGAACUAGUCCCGGUUUUAUCAAAUCCAUUCAGGAAAGCCAUAUGUUUGGGUUUUCUUAACUUGUAGCUAUAUGCAUGUUAGUGCACAUUGUGUGAUUAAAUGUUAAAAAAUUUAGAAGCAAUGUAAAAUUGUAAACUUUAUUUCUUUGUAAUCCAGCUAUCUGUACCCAGAUGGAAGAAGUUAUAAUCCUGAUCUGACAGGACUGUGUGAACCCACCCCACAUGAUCACAUAAAAGUUACACAGGUAUGUUGCAUAUUAUCACUUCAUUUAUAGCAAAAUCAUUAAUAAAAAACAAUGCAACAGAUUUAAAUGCCAGAUUUUAGUAAGAUGUUCAUUUACAUCCAUUAAUGGGCACUCACUAUUGAGGUGUUGCGGGGGAGUGGGGGCACUUUUGGUGGGAAAUAUAUGAGAUGAGUUUGCAUAGGGGCUCUCUGAAAAAGUUUGGAUUUACUUUAUAAUUAAGCUAAAUAUAAUAUUAUUCAAUAGUCUCAAAAUAACAUCCAGAUAAAAUUAUCCUUAACCUCAAAAAUAUAAUUAAUUGCUUUACAAUCUCUAUUCAGUUACCUUCAUGAAAAGCAAUUAGUGUGUUUGUUGUGAACUGUAGUAGGGAGGGUGUUUAAAACCCUAAUGAUCUUGGUAGCCUGUGAAUUUAUUUUUAUCAAGUGGCUUGACCCCUCUGGAUGCCUCUUUGGUGAUAAUUACAUCUUAGGGCUUGAGUGACCUUUGGUCGUAUAUGGCGAAAGGAUAAAAAAAUGAGGAAGUGUUGGCCAGAAAUCCAUAUCUCUUCUUCUCUGCACCAUCCAUUGGUAGUUUUGUCAUAUUGAUGAGGGUGGUCUAUUCAUUCUCUGUAGCUGUUGUGGAUUGGCCAAUACCCUGGCUGCAUUUUGAAUGUUUCUGAUGCAUGUGUCAUGUUGUUAGACUUGAUGUUUUGAUAGGCAUUACAAAGUAUUUUUUCAUAGUAAAGAUAAAUCACUAUCACUUAAAAUGAAAAAAAAAUAACAAACAAACCCUCAAAUACCCCCCAAGUUGCCUGUACAUGCUAUGUGGAGUAUGCUAACAAUGCUGUAAUUACUGCUUGCAUUGUGACAUUAUUUUUUCUGACAUUUAAGGAAGAAUUGGCACCUAGAGUACAAAUGUUAUGAGCACUUAGGAGAUAAUUAUCCUUCUAGCAGUGAUGACAUGCUGAAGAUGAUAUUGGAAGAUUAUAAUUUCCUUACACAUCUUUGAUUGGUAUUUCACCUACUAUAAAAAUGAAAAGACAGGAAAAUUAAGGAAGAAGAGCAGAACUUUGGCAAAGAUAAGAUUUUGUUAGAAAAGACUUUAAAUAUAAGCUAGCGAUAAUACAUGCUGUUGUGCAGUUCUAGUUCCCAACAGAGGGAAAUGGACACAACUUUCUAGCUGGAACAUGAACUUUCACUUGCCAUGGCAAAUUACGAGGAAUUAACAAAAAGAUAAUUCCUUUGCUGCUUUCAGGUUUCAUUUCAGGUCUUCUGGGUAUCUCCCCAACCCCAUUUGUUUUCAAGUUAUGCCAGUUUUGAAAUAGUUUUCAUCAUAAUGUUAACCAGUAACUGUAGCCAGUAACUGUGAGUUAUUUUCUGUCACAUGAAUGUCUUCAAAAAUAGGUGAUCUCAAACACUGUUUUGCUUAAAAACCUCAAACUGUGUUAGAAGCAAGCUUGUAAACUUACCAUCCCACAGAGCCACUUAACUGCAAUAGUCUUGUUUUCAGGAACAAUAUGAAUUGUACUGUGAAAUGGGUUCCACAUUCCAGCUUUGUAAAAUUUGUGCAGAAAAUGACAAAGAUGUGAAGAUUGAGCCUUGUGGGCAUCUGAUGUGCACAUCUUGCCUUACAGCAUGGCAGGUAGGUUUUUUUCCCUCUUGUAUUCAUUCACCAGAUGUAUAUAUUUAGGUAGGUUUAUUUUCCGACUUGUUUUAGUCCUCUUUUCGCUGUUCAUUUUGCUGGUUUUUCAGCAGUAUCGGCUUCAGGAAUAUGCUUUGAAAUAUUGCUACUUGCUUCCACUUUGUCAGGCCAGUCCUAUAACAGGCAAUGUGAAAGGGUCACCUCAAGUGGCAGAUGCUGAGGUACAGAGUGGCAGCUAUUUCCCUUUGUUGGAGGGCAGACCUGUGUAUGCUACAUGGACUGUCAUAGCCACUUCAAACUACUGUGCUGCCUCAGGUGCUGUGGACAAUGCUAUCGUGUUACCAGCAUUGAAAUAAGCUUCAGUUGCCAGUCCAGUUAUGUUCUUUAUAUGGAAUGGGGUGGAGGGCAUCUGGCCCUGCACUUUGACACACUUCAUCAAAUAUGAAAACAAAUGCAGGGCUGUAUUCAAAGCUAGAUCAAUAAGCUAUUGAGGAUUAUAAGUAACAGCAUUAUUAGGUGUAAGCUUGUCAAGGAAGAUGUUUAAAAAUUAUUGGAUGGAGAAGAUAAGUGGCGGUGUAUGGGUGGAGAAGAGAGAGACUUCUCUAACGAUCAGCACUCCUAAGAACUUGUGCGAUAAAUAACUCACCCAGCAAUAAAACACCAAGCCGAGGAGGAAGCUUAGGUGAAUCAUCUCUCUUUCUCCUACUCCUCUUCCUUUGCUUUACCAGAUCUGGAGAACCCUUACUGUAGGGAUGGGGAACCUCUGGCCUCCAGGCCUCAUGGUCCACAAAGGGAUCCACGUUUGGCCUGCAAGUCUAUUUUUCCCAAAUCAUGCCUACACUAACCCAUCAGUUGACAUCACUGAUGGACAGGAUUUAUAAUUCCACCACGGCUUUUUGCUGUAUACCCAGCAGAGAACAUGAUCAUGGGUACAAGGCAACAGGAUGUAACCUCUGCUCGUCAGCUGAUGGACAGAGAUUAAAUCCUGCUCAAAAUGGCUAUUUGAAGCAACUCACUUCAAAUUAACUUUUUCGGCUUCUCAAAAUGAGAAAACUUAACCAGGAGUGAAUGUUUAUGUGAAAGUACAGUACGUUCUGCUUGUUUCUUGUAACGAAAACAAAAUUUGCUAUGCUCAGUCGUGCUCAGAGGCUAUAUGUUAGAAUAUUGUGCCAGGCUCUUGUUGGUAGAUCUUGGGAUUCUCGGAAAAAGCAAAAUUAAUCUGACAAGCCUGAACUCUGCCUACUUGUACCUAAAUUGUACCUAAGCAUUUAAAAUAGAAACCAUUCAAAGAAAGUUAAACACACUUAAAUCUGAUGGAAGCUACCAACGAGUCCAGUCCUAUUACUUCUAGCAGACUCUCAGGAAGUAAGCUCUCUCAGAUUGCACCCGGUGUGAUCUUUGUGUGUAUAAAUUUUAGGCUCUGUUUUUACAUGCUUUUGUUUGUCUGGUGGAAUCUAAAGAACUAUUAAGGAUGCUAAGAAGGCUGUAGAAAUGGUGGCAAUUGAAUUAAAAAUAUCCCUUUUCCUCCUUUCACCAAUGGGGAUUGCACUCUCUGUUGGGUCUUUAGGUGUAGCAGCUGUAAAAACAAGUGCAGAGGCAAAUUGCAGGUGUUAACUUUCCAUUGGAGUGCUGUUCCUCCUUCUAUACCUCAGUGGGGAUGAAGAAUAUGGCCCAAACCAAACACACAGAUCGUGUAUUUCCAGCUAAAGUGUAACCCUUAAUAAGUGAAUUCUAAUGAGAAAGAGAGCAUUGGGCUUUUCUUGCAUUAGCAGCCACAUUUCCUAUUUAAUCAAACUUCAUUGCAGAUUUAACUUCUGUAUAAUUAAUGAGUUGAUGAAAGGAACAUACUGUAGCAAUGUCAGUUGAUACUUGCUAGUGGUUAGUGUUUAAUUGCUGUCAUAAUGGCUCAUUAGACAUGCCUAAGGAGAAAUUGCCAGUCCCCUUUUCCCAUAGUGAAACAUCUGCGUUAUUAAAUAAAAUAAGCUACUCCAUGUCUUCAGUUAUUCUGGGUAUUCUGUACUGAAUGUCAACUUUCUCAGUACUUUUUAAUGGAGAGAAAACUAGGAUAAAUAGACAUUGAAAUAAAAAUUAAAAUGUAUAAGAUAAGAAAAAGGAACUUAUCCUGGUUUUUUUUAAAAAUAGUUUCUUUCUCAUACUCAUGCACUGCCCUAAUAUUCCUGUAUGCUUAUAACAUUGAAUUGAAUUUAUAUGUGUGCGUAGCUAAUCACUCAUAUGUAUAGAAUCAUUGCUUAUUUUAAAGCCCAAAGUGGGUAUCUACAAAUGCAUUGUCAAGGUUGCUAGUAACAGUCACCUCUUUUAAUGUGACUACUUCCUGCACAAAGUGAGACCAAGUUUAGAGUUUGUUUAUUUUUUUGCAUUUUGCUUCAGAAGCAUUCCCUAUGCCUCUAAAGCUUUGAGCAAUUUCAGACACAGGACAGCACUCCUAUUCUGAUUUUGAGGAUAAGACAGAGUCAGAAUUUGGUAAGUUAUCAAGGCCUGACAAAAUGUGGAGACUCCUUUCCAGUAGGCAGUGUGAAAAGUCACUUGUAUGUUGUCUUAUUUAAGCAAGUCUGACUGAAUAGAUAUAAUUUACAUUCAUAAUGGUGUGAGGAUGCAUGUGAUAAAGAAAUAAAUAAACAAGAGAGAAAGAAAGAAGUUUCAAAAACACUUGAUAAAGCAUAGAGCCUGUGGUUAAAAAGCAAAAAAAUAUUUAUUCUUUUCCCCUCAGAUAGUACCUCUAUACUGUAAAGUAAAUAGUACCAAUAUGCUGUAAAGUGAUAUUCUCUGCCUGCCUGCCUUUCUUUUGCUCCGUUCUUUAAAACAUGUAUUUUUUCUCCGGUUGUUUAUGUUUGUGUUGCAUUUACUUAUAAAUGUAAAAAACAACCAUGCACAAUUAAAAACUUACUUCUUUAGGGAGAAAAACAGAUUGGGUGAUUUAUGUUUAUUCCUCUUAACAAUUUUGGGAACAUAAUACCAAUGAUGUUCAUGUGCAAGGUAAACAAAUAUGACCUUUUGAAAGCUAUUAGAUAAUAUGUCCCUAAUUGCUUAGAAAUGUUUGUGGAAAUUCAUUGAUAUGAAAGCUUUUGACCUAAUUUUUGGAAUUCUACCAAAUGAAAGAGGUUCCCAUUAGUGUAGUUAUUCACAAUACUGCAACAUGUUAGUGAGAACUGCAAGUCCAGAUGUAUAUCUGAACUUUCAUGAAGAGGCAAGCCUGGAAGAAAAAAUAAAACAGAACUAUAUUUGAAUAACAGACAUUCAGUUGGGUUUUCUUUUGCAGUAAUUUUAAUUAACAAUUAAAAUUCUUUUCCCUGAUUUCCCUUUUCUUGAGGAAUGUUCUAUACAUACAAAUAAAAAUAGUGCUCAGUAAUUAAGGACUUUGCUUUUCACCCAUAUAGGAGUCUGAUGGUCAGGGGUGUCCUUUCUGCCGCUGUGAAAUCAAAGGAACUGAACCCAUAAUUGUGGACCCCUUUGAUCCCCGAGAUGAGAACACAAGGUGCUGCAGCAUUAUGGAUAGUUUCGGUAUACCCAUGCUCGAAUUGGAUGACGACGACGACAGAGAAGAAUCUUUAAUGAUGAAUCGAUUAGCUUCUGUGCGGAAGGUAUAUAUAUAUAUUUAUAUAUUUCCAGAUAUAUCAUGUGCUUUAAAAUAUAGCUCUGGAGGCUGAUAUGGGAGUGUCGAGGCUGUUUUUAAGCACUUUGCAAAAGUGCUGCUUAAAACAGCUGACUGUUCUCCUUUAAGUGAAUGGGCAGGCAGCAACCAGGUGUGUGAAAAGAGGAGUCUCUGCUGCCAUUACUGCUUACUGAUGAGCAGGGAUUAAAUUCUGCUGCCUUGGCUAUUUGAUCCUGUUCCCUUCAGACAGGAUACACAGCCAAUGUAGAAUUAAACCCAGUGAGGUCAGUAAAUAGGCAGAUGGGAAAAGUUUGGGGGAAAUGGCCUAGCAGGCCAAAUUGGAACCCCUAGCAAACCAAGAUUGGACCAUGGGAUGGAGUUUCCCCACCCCUCUCCUAAAGUAAUAAAAUGAACCCUGUUUACCUUCUAAAGCACAGUUUGCACAAUUGCGGACAGAAAUACCCAAUUUCAUGCUCAGAACAUUUAACAGAAAUCAUGAUCUCCCUACCCACUUGCUGCAGUCUCAGAGCAAUCUGGGAAUUCCAUGGUGCUGUGCGUCAUGUCGAGUCAGUAUCCAGAUUACUUUGCAUUGUGAAACAUUUAUACCAUCUGGUUUGCUACUCUUUUGCCAGAACCAGAGCAAUUGCCUUGAGCAUAUUUAGUAGCUGCUUUGUAAUGUCUGAAGAGAAAGUAAUGAGGUUCAGAUAUGUUUUUCUGUUUCAUGCAAAAAAUGCAAAUUUGUAAUGUCUGAGGAAUAAAUCACAAAACCGAAGUGACAAUCUUUCUCACAGGAAAACUCUAAUGGGAAUAGCCGAUACGUUAAAUUUGUAUCAACCCAACCAAGAUACCAUGUGCAAAUGCUCUCAAAGCACGAGUUGUCAUACAAUAUUAAAGUCUAGCUACUGUAAUUGGUCUGGAUUCAGAAUGCUAAAGCUGAUGAUUAUUCAGUUAUGCCUUUUUUCUAUGCCUCCAUUCCAUGUAGUCUCAUUUGGGCUCAAGCCUGCAGAUUCUUAAAAGUCUAUUCACCCUGUACAAACACUAAAGAACAAAGUGUGGACAUGUUAUUUCAAUUGCAAAAGUUUUAAGACUGAAACUGUAAAGUAUUUCAUGUUUUACAGACUUUAUUUACUUAUAAGAAAAUGGUAGCGAUGGGCAAACACCCAGCUGCUCAGCUGAACUUGCAGUUUGACUGCUUGUUUUCAAGUUGAAAGUUUGAAAAACCAUGAUGGGCUUGACAAGGGCUUGACUUAUAAGCAGCCUGAUUUCCUCUGCUCUGCCCCACCCUCCCAACUGUGGUAUUGAAAUAAUGCUUACCUUAAUGGAAAGGGGCUUUGCUCAGCAGCAAAGCUUCCUAGAUCAUGUGCCACCAUAUCAUGAGACAUUGUGCAUCUCAUUACAAAUGGUGUAUAAAGCAAGCUGGCCACCAAGAGGAGGCCCUCUUGGGUUUCACCUGACCUAUCAUCCAUCCCUUCUCCUCCUGGCACCUCCUUCCUGAAGGUAAGAUUUUCCCGUCCCCCAAGGGCAAUAGCUCAAACUCAAAAAGUAGUCUGAUAGUUUGAGCAGAGGGGCCAUGUGGAAUACUUACCUCAUCCAUAGAAGUAGGUUUUAAAGCUGAUAAGCUACUACCGUGGUACCUCUGGUUGCGAACGGGAUCUGUUCCGGAGGUCACAGCAGCAUCCCGAGGAAUUCGCAACCAGAGGACUGCUUCUGCACAUGCAUGCAGCAUGUAUAGUGCUUCUGCACAUGCCCAUGGGGUGAAACCCAGAAAAAUACUUCCGAGUUUGCCACAUUCACAUCCCGAAGGUUACGUAUCCAGAGGGAUAUGUAAGCGGAGGUACGACUGUACUAUUGAUCUGAUAAAAAAGGUAAAGGACCCCUGGAUGGUUAAGUCCAAUCAAAGGCAUCUAUGAGGUACAACACUCAUCUCGCUUUCAGGCUGAGGAAGCCAGCAUUUGUCCACAGACAGCUUUCUGGGUCAUGUGGCCUGCAUGACUAAACCGCUUCUGGUGCAACGGAACACCGGGACAGAAGCCAGAGCGCACAGAAAUGCUGUUUACCUUCCUGACACAGUAGUAUCUAUUCAUCUGCUUGCCCUGGUGUGCUUUCGAACUGCUAGGUUGGCAGGAGCUGGGACAGAACAAUGGGAGCUCACCCCUUCGCAUGGAUUUGAAUUGCCGACCUUCUGAUCAGCAAGCCCAAAAGGCUCAGUGGUUUAGACCACAGUGGCACCCGUGAUAAUGGAAACAAUUUAAAUGCAUUAAUACUAGUUAGGCAAUAAUUGCUCAGGAACAGAACUGAAGAGCUAAAAAGCUCAGCAAAAUUACAAAUAAUCACUUAUUGUGAAGGAUAGCAUGCACACUGCAAUAUCUCCAGCAAUAAAUAUUUUCCAAAAACCACAACACAGGUUAAAAAGAAGUCUUCAAAACUGACAUCAGUGUCAGAUAAUGUGUGUGAAUUAAAUGUUUAUGCUUCUGUCUGUCACUGUGGAAUAUAUGAAAAUGUGUAUUGCAGUGAAUGCACAUUGUUGAUAUGUGAAAUACCAAGGAUUUGAUCUUCAAGCAACUUUGCAGGUGUUCCAGACGUAGUAACAUUUCUUGGGUAUAGCCUACUUGUAGAAACCAAGUACUGCUCUAAUAAGUUUCAUUUCUAAUUAACUUAAAACUUCAAUGGGAUUAUGUAUUUAAGAAUUCCAAGAUAUUCAAGUGUGUUCAGUUCUAGCUAAAGUGUCUUUCUUGUAGGCUUUAUUAGUACAUCAACAUUUAAAAAAUGUAAUAUAAAAGAGCAAAGAAAUUUGUGUUAAAUUAAAUUAUUGCCGUGCAUUAAAUUAACUGCAUUUUGAUAAUAUUGCUGGAGUUUGGAGUAGAACUCAACUACAGAGGCACCAGGUGUUGUCACUUGAAGCAAUAUACUACCCUAAAAAUCCCCAACUGAGCAAUCUUAAAUAAUCUUAAAACUAAAAUCCUCAGCACUAGAAUGUUCGUUCCCCUGAACUCAGAUGUCUAGUGUGAGAGUUGCCACCUCCAGCAGGUGUAUUUGUUAAGCCCUGGUGUAGGGUAUAUUUAUGCUCUCAUAUGGAACCAAUUUGUAAUUAUAUUCAUUUGUCUUUAUUUCUCUUUCUUUGAGCAAAUAUCUUUAUCUUCCUCAUAAUAUGAAUCUCCUCUGUUUGUCCAAAUUCUAGCACUGCUGCAUUUCUUUGCAAUUGCCAUUUAGCUGUGAAAAUAGCUAUUUAAUACUUAUUCUUCAAAAUAAAUUGUGGGGAUCAUAGCAAUAUAGCCAGUGUAAUUGUUGAUAGGUGCAUAAGCCAUAAGAAUUUGAAAGUGUAUAUGAAAGUAUCCCAAUAAACAGAACCAAAACCGUUUUAUAACCCUUAUGAAUACUUUGUUGCAGUGUACUGAAAGACAGAAUUCCCCAGUGACAUCUCCAGGAUCUUCUCCACUUGCACAAAGAAGAAAGCCACUUCCUGAACCCCUCCAAGGACCUCAUCUUAGCCUCCCACCAGUGCCUCCUCGACUAGAUCUAAUUCAAAAGGGAGUUGCUCGAUCCCCUUGUGCCAGCCCUACUAGCUCACCAAAGGUAGUCUUAUUUAUACCAUUUAUGGUUUUGACACCCUCACCCAAGAAAUUAGAUGAGAUCCGUAAGUGUUUACAUAUGUGAUGCCUGCUGGUACAUGGGAAGGCUUCUCAAGUUGCCCUUGCUACUUUCACCAUUCUUGCAAACUGCUGCUUUAGGAGCAGGCUGCAGUGCACCACAAGAGAUUCAAGCCAGCGAUGAAAACUGUUGUGUCAACACACAAAUCCUUUCUCUGUCUUGAUCACUGUCUGUCUAGCUAUCUAUAGAGAGAGAGAACAUCUAUUGGAUUUUUCACAAGUGACUACAUUAACUAAAUAAUAAACAUAACAAUUCUAAUCAAAUACAAAUAACUCGUAUACCCUUAAAGAACAGUGUCACUCUUGUUGAAUCAGUAAUAAUUGCAUCUACAGCUUCCCAGUCAUUUGGUGCUGGCUACUGCUGUUGCAUGACAGUGUUCUCUCUGGCUGAAGACUGGUCUACCUCUGCCUCUUUUUCUUUCACACUUAGAUUCUCAUCCCCACUGCUUUCCUUUUGCUUUCUCCACUGCUGCUCCUCUUCAUCUUUGAUCUUCUCUGCUUUUCUUCCAUCACUCAACUGACUUGUCAUCUGUCACUCCAUACCUCUUCCUUCCCCCAUCCAAUAUUCAUUUGCCUUUGCAGGAGUAGGCAGUACAGCGUGAGUUCCUAUCCUCUGUGCAUGCACUUGGAUGUAAGGAUGUAAGAAAAAGGGAAAUAAAUUUAAAAAACCAGUUGUAGUUUAAUACAGUUUAUUCUGGACUGUUCAAACCCCUCCCCACAAAAAAACACAUAUUGUUCUCCUACUUUGUAGACCCACAUAACCCUGCAUCCAAAGUUGGGUUAAAAGUAAUUUUUAUGGUCAACCUGGGGGCCCUGCAGAGCUAUAGUAAAGAUCCCCAGUGACUUAGAGUUAGUAAAAAUACCACAAAGCAUACAUUAAGUUGGGCAUUAGAAUCUAAGCUAUAUGUUUGACAUAGGCAUCCCUAUGACAUUAAAAAAACCCAACAUUUCUAUUGUAAUAUCCCCCAUCCUAUGCCAUACCAAUUUAACGCAGUAGAAAUGCUGGUGUCAAAUUUUACUUGUAUCUCACCUUUCUAUGAAAACUUAAGUAUGCCAAUAGAGUUCACUAUUUAUUAUUCCAGUGUGCAAAAACUAAAUAGCAAGUGAAAAACAGUGGCCGUGUUCACACAUAACACAAAGUCAUAAAGCUUGGCUUAAACAUUUGCGCACAAGCUACAUACUGGUGCACACAGUGCAAGCAUUCCCACUUUUCACCUCUUUCCAAAGCCAUGGAGAAGCCAACUUAGUGUUACAUCUGAAUUUGACCUCAUGGUUUGCUUUGCCCUAACAAACCACAACCUUGGGUGCAACACUAAGCUAGCCUGUUUCAUGAUUUGUUUAGCCCCGUGAAGGAAGGGAGAAUCGUGUACCAGUGCACAGUUUGGCUUAAUAAACGAUGGUUCUUGGCUUUGCGUUACAUGCAAAUGCAGCCUUUGAAAAAUUCAUUAUCCGACUUACAUUUAAAUUGUGCAAUGUUUUCAAAUUUAUCUCCAUUUCCAUAUGCAUAGAGUGGUAUCAAGUGAAAAUGUUUCAUUAGCAGAAGCAUUUCCAUUUGCACAACAGAUUUUCACCUCCCUCUCCUCUUCCUGCACAUACUCUGCACCUUCUCCAAAUCUGUUCCAGAUAGUUGGAGGGUUCACCAGAACAGAUUUAGAGGGUUUAGUGGGAGAGGAGGAGGAGAUGAAGUUCCAUUGUGCAGCUGGAAGCUUUUGCUCUACUUGGAUGAAUACCACCCAUAAUUUGUACUUGUCAUAUGUUGUUGAAAUAAAGGUAAGAAAUUUGCGACCCAUGGUUUAGUUACAUAAAGGGAAAAGCUGUACUCUCUGCAAAUUGUAAAUGCUCUUUAAGAGGGAAAGCAUUCAGAAAAUAUGCUUUCUUUAAGGCAGAAAGAAUAGUCAACAAAAUAGUACAGUUAUGCACAAGCAUUCUUCCUAAAGCAAGAUCACUUGGGUUGUAAUUGGUACACCAGAUAUAAUUAGAUUUUUAAUUGAAUGUUGAAGGCAUGCUUUGAAAACUGUAUUAGUGAGUCUGUGUGCCUGCCUGCCUGCCUGUAUGUGUGUGGAUGACCAGUGAUAACUUACAAUUUACUUUUUAUCAGCAUUUUGCCUUUAUCUUGGCAGUUCUAUUUGCAAAUUAAAUUUCAUUCUAGUUGCAUAAUGCUUAGACAACUGAAGUACAUAAAAUGUUUAUUCAUUGCUAUCAUAAUUUUAAUUAACUGUCAUUUAAACUGGCAGUGAAGGGUCAGUGUUGCUGGUCUUUAGCCGUGAGUACAGACAUUAGUUUAAGAUGAUGAACAUGAUGGUGUAUUCUGGGAAUUGAGUAUAUUGCUGAUUUUCUGUAAUGAAUACUUUACAUCUCACAUUACCUAUUUUAUAGUGGUUUUUAUUUUUAAAGUUUUCAACUGGUUAUACUCUGAUCAUUAUUACUUAGCAAAAGUUUGGUGCUGCAUGAACAUGCAAAGAAUAUUCUAUUCUCUUGCCAAUAAAUGUCAUAGUUGCAGAAUAUCGCUUCCUACCUAUAUGAGAAAGAAAAUAGAUCUUUUAAAUUUCAACUUCCUGUCAAGAAUUAUUAUUACAAUCUCACUUGCAAUAAUUGGGAUUGGGCUGUGUGGGAAAUGAAAAACAUUGCAGGUAGAGAAUAGUUUUCCCAGCACUUUAAAGCCUUGCUUAGUUUUUUUCUGAAGAUAAUUCUGUGGAUAAAGCAAACCUGUUUGUAAUGCAUGCAGUUAUAGAUAUAUUACUUUCUGUUGCGUCUCCCUAGUCUUCUCCAUGCAUGAUGAGGAAGCAAGACAAGCCUCUUCCUGCACCACCACCGCCUGUACGAGAUCCUCCCCCACCUCCGCCAGAAAGACCCCCGCCCAUUCCACCAGAUAAUAGGUUAAGCAGACACUUGCAUCAUCCUGAAAGUGUGCCUUCCAGAGACCAGCCUAUGCCGCUCGAAGCCUGGUGCCCCAGAGAGGUGUGCGGAACAAAUAAUAUCGCAGGAUGUCGAAUAGUAGGAGGAGAUGGUUCUCCCAAACCUGGACUCACAGCAAGCUCAAAUAUUAAUGGUCGGCACUGUCGAAUGAGUUCUGAUCCAGUAUUUCUGCGAAAACACAGACGCCAUGAUUUGCCUUCAGAAAGUGCCAAGGUGAGAGAUCCAUGGUGCAUGAAGCUUAAUUUUAUUUCACACUCUGGCACUGUGGCCCACAAGUUCAAGUGCCAUUUUAUUGUUCUUUACUUACCAUUUGACAGCUAUAUAAUUGAAAUCCUGUUAACAAUCAAAGAAUAAUUACAUCUACUCAUUUAAAGUAAUGCUACAGCUUGUACACUUUAAUUUGUGGGUUACUUGGUUACAAAAAAAGAGGGAACUAUUAAAAACUUUAAUCAAAUUAUUAUGAUAGUGACUUUCUAUUGCCAAUAGCUUCAUUUUUUCCUGUUUUGUGGUUUUCUGGAGAUUUCUUUCUGUUUUAUAAAUACAUUUAUUUAAGUAAGAGAGAAGAGUAAGGCAGAAAGGAACAUAGAAUAAAUAUAUAGGCCUGGUUUGCACAUCAGAUUAAGCCAAACCAUGGGUUGGUGCAACCUCCUGGGAAGGAGAUUGUGUCUACUUUGCUUGGUUUGCUCAUGGUUACUUUGGAGAGAGCUAAACCACUAGUCCUGGUUCAGAUUACAAAUGAAGCCUUAUGGCUUAGCUCAGUGUGACACACAGCAGCAAAACAACCAGAGAGGAACAAAGCGGCCACAAUAUUCUCCUCAGAAGCUUGUUUGUACACACUCAGCCGUGGUUUGUCUUCACAUGAUGGCAAACUAGGCCAGUCUGUGUUAAAUGCCUGGAGUUAAGAAGAAGACCACUAUUUGUAUAGAAUUAUGAGCCUAGGGCUUGCCAAUCAGAAGGUUGGUGGUUCAAAUCCCCACAACAGGGUGAGCUCCCACUGCUCGGUCCCAGCUCCUGCCAACCUAGCAGUUCGAAAGCACGUCAAAGUGCAAGUAGAUAAAUAGGUACUACUCCGGCCGGGAGGUAAACAAUGUUUCCAUGCACUGCUCUGGUUUGCCAGAAGCAGCUUAGUCAUGCUGGCCACAUGACCCAGAAGCUGUACGCUUGCUCCCUCGGCCAAUAAAGCAAGAUGAGCACCGCAACCCCAGAGUCGUCCGCGACUGAACCUAAUGGUCAGGAGUCCCUUUACCUUUACCUAUAUCAGUAUUGGACUACAAAGAGCAGAUUGAGAUACAUUAAAUUUGAGGGGAAGGACUUAAAUAAUGUAUCCAGUUAUUGAUUUUACCUACACAUUGUGGAAGAGUUAUAAUACUGAGAAAUCCAUCUUGUGCAGAUAUUUUCAAAUGGCCAUUUAGGAAAUGAAGAGUAUGAUGUUCCACCUCGGCUCUCACCACCUCCUCCAGUUGCCUCAGUCUUGCCGAAUAUGAAGUAAGUUUUAUUUUAAAGUUAAGAAUACUGCUUACAAAGUAUGAGGGAAAAGAAAGUUGGCUUGAUUAAGUCAACAAAUUAAAUGUCUGUUAAAACUAAAAUGUACCUUGUCUAAAUAAAAAAUUAAAAAAUAGCUCAGUAGCACCUUAGAGACCAACUAAGUUUGUUCUGAGUAUGAGCUUUCAUGUGCAUGCACAGUUCUUCAGAUACACUGAAACAGAAGUCACCAGACCCUUAUAUAAUACCCAGAACAAACUUAGUUGGUCUCUAAGGUGCUACUGGACUAUUUUUUAAAUUCUUUAUUUUGACUGCAUCAGACCAACACAGCUACCUACCUGAAUCUAUACUUGUCUGUACAUGAUUUUAAAACACCCUAAAAACGUGCAUAUUUACAAGAAACCAGGGAUGAAUUUCCUGCUGGAGGAAUACGAAACAAAAAAUCAGCAUGCUCUAGUUCCUCCAAAUCCCAUUGUGGGACGUGUCAAUUAUACAGGAGAUGAGCGUCAUUCUUUGGUCAAGUUCUGGAAAUCAUGGAUUUGGUGGCGCAUACGACAGGGGUGUUGUAAAAACCAGAAUUAGCAUGUGGUGGAAAUGGGAUUUGCCUCUCAAGGAGAUACUCUAAAAUAUGAAGAGACCUGUCAGAGCUACUCUGCUUUUUCCCCUACUCCCAGUUCAUCGUGAUAGAGGAAAUAAGCAUGUUAGCAGUUCAUUUUGUAUAUUUUGUUGAAGCAGCUCCCCAGGAGGUAUUUUUGCCAGGAGAAAAAACCAACCAAAUAUAUUCUACGCCCCAUUCGAUUAGAUCCUAUGGUUUGCUUCUCAUAACUGAACAAGAAAUACACUCUUCCCCACCCCCCUCCUUUAUUUCAUAGAAAGAUGCAGCCCAGCCUCAGAUACUAGCCAAAGGCAAAUGGGAACUUAGGGUAAAUGCAUACUAAUGAGCCCAAGAAACCACUUCUUUCAAAUGAGUAAUAAUGAAGUGUUUUCUUGGGUUCAUUAGUAUGCUUUCCCUGCCUUCUAAUGGUCACAGUUUUAUCUUGUUUUCCUACUGGUCAUAAUGCGGCAUGUACAUUCUUUUAUUGUGCACAUUUGUAUUGAAUUAAUACAAAGUCAAUUCAUCAUGUGUGGAAUGUGUUCUGUGUUUAGGUUAUUGUUCUUGGUAACCUCUUACCAUACUAAUAUUAUGCUGUGUUUCCAGAUGUUCUUUGUUUUAACUUCUUGCUUUGCUGACCUAGUAACAGGCUCUCAGAACAUGAUACUUCCUCAUAAAUAGCAAAAGUGUUAUAUAAUAUUGUAGUGGUAGCGUAACAAGUGUCACCAUACAUAGGUUAGUAGUUGCAAGAAACGGCUUUUUGCUAUAUGUUUGUUACUUUGUAAGCUGGAUGUGCCAUGCUGUUUAAGCACAGCAGAUCCUGUUAAUGGCAAACAAACACUUUCCAUGAGCUUUUACUCAUUGUAAAACUUUGGAAGAUGGAAUGUUCCUUUUCUGCUGAUUGGAGAACAAUUAACAUUUCCAGGGCAAACUAUAUGAUGUGACUCUCUUGUAGAACUAUGGAACUUCAAUAUGCCUAGAAGUCAUUGUAUUGGCUUAACAUUAUUGAGUGCAAUCAAUCAAUACUGGUUUGUUUAUUGAUAAGUUGCCCUUAAUAGGUUUUUUGAAGAGUAGGAUAUAAAUGCUUAAAAUAAAUAGGAGCACAUUUUAAAGCAUACAACAUUUCUUGACAUGUUUAUUAAUAGCAUUGUAAAAUUAGCCAUAUCCUUCAAUAAUAUUUUAUGGCUAUUGUAACUUAAACGGAAAUUCAAAAGACUGGUGCAAAUAGAUUAGUAGGGAGAUUUUAAAGCAGAAUGAGGUUUCCAAAGCUAUUUGCAGAACAUGGGAGUCACCUUUAAAUAAACCAGUCUUACAUGGUUAAGGUCACAAUCCUAGACCUAUUUACCUGGGAGUAAGUCUCACUGAGUUCCAUAAAGCUUCCUUCAGGGUAGUUGUGGGUAGGAUUGCAGCCUAACAUAUCAAUAUAUGCCAGGAAACUCAAUGAGAUCCCAUCAGAUAAAUAAGAGGUUUUAGUAAGCCUCUUUGAGUUCAUUAACAAUAAGAUCAUUUGAUGGGUUCAAAGUUAAGUUAAUUUGGAUGUACCAAACUGGAUUGAGUGAACUAAGGUGGGUAAUUCCCCUUAACGUUAUGUAAAAACAGACUAGAUUUUAAGACAAAAAUUAAUCUAUUCAGAUGUAAUAGUCAACCUCAUUUAAGGAAGGCAAAUGAGGAUUCAACAUGGUUUAAACUAAGUCUAGAGAAAAUGGAAGGGCUUUAGGAACACACAAAGCUUUAUCCUGUGCUCCUGGUUUUGUGGGUUAGCAACAUUAAAUUUAAAAUUAUGCUAACACUUUUAGCUUUGAAUAUUUAGUUGGGGUACAGACAAGAGGCAGAAACCUCUUUGUUUGAAUAUAUGAUGUGCUUUGGCUCCCUCUACAGAAGGUGGUUAAAUAUUGCACUGCAGGAAUAUUUAAAUUUCAGAUUCUCAUCUUCUACUGAAAAUCCAUUUUCUGUUACUGUCAGUUAAAUUUCUGCUUCACAUUUUUUAAAUGUCUUGAGUUCUUUUAACUGACUUUCUUCUUCUUUUCUUCUUCAAACUUUGGAGUAUGUUUAAUAUAUGUAGAACUCUCACUCUACUUGGCUUUUACACUCUUAACUUGCCCAUAAUGGCCAGGUUGAACAUGUGGAAUCACCUUAUGCAGUUUAUGUAGUACAUUGAAUGAAGUGUAAUAGUUAAAACAGAUAUCUGGAAUCCACCCUGCACAGAGGAUGGGAAGAAAUUUGAGUGGAAAAGCCAUUGAUAGGAAACAACUAAGCAUUUCCUAUUUUACCCUUCCCUCGUUCUUCUCCACCCAAAAUGGCUUUUGCUUCUCUUUUUCUUGAAUUAGGCUUUCUUAAACUUGCAUGUAGUUUGUUCCUAAACUAAUGAAAAUGGAAGUGUGCAGAUCUUGCUAAACACGCCAUCUCUCUGUCAUUUAAUAUUGGGCACCUACAUUAUAUAUUUCAGGAUCAUUUGAUGAAUGAUUAAAAAAAAUUAAAUUCCCGUUAUCUCUCUAUUUCUUUUGGGACAUCAGCUGAAGAUAAAAUUACUAUGUCAAGUGUCCACUGCUUCUAACAUCUAACUGAGGGGGCACCAGAAAUCUCAUAAUUUUCCUUAGCUCUAACGGGAAAACGUUAUGUAGCUACCUUAUCAAUAAGCAUCAUAUUCCAUUCAUAUUUAUGCUGAAUUUAUUGCAUAUUUUUGUUACAUACAGUGUGAAAAAUCACCAAAUUUGUGGCACAAUGAGUGUUGCAUUUGGAUCCAGGAAAGUUGUUGGUUCAAAUCCCUCCUCAGUUGGGAAGCCUAUUAGGUGACCACCUGCUAAUCUUAACCUAACAGCCCUGGGAAAAGCUCAAUUUAAAUCACCGAUAAAUGUCAUCAAUAUCUGCUACUAUAACAAAGAAACUUAUCUGGGUUUGAUAUACUUUUCUCUUGAGGUCUCCUGUUCCUGUUAAAAAUUCCCUCCCUGAGAAACCAAGAGAAUGUUUAGAAGAAGAUGAAUACAAGAUUCCUUCAUCCCAUCCUGUUUCUUUGACUUCACAGUCACCUCAUUGUCAUAAUAUAAAGUCUCACAUUCGGUAAGGCAUGGUUUGAAGGCAAUGGUCGAAUCAUUCUUUGGCAUGAUAGUAUAUCUAGUUUCAGUUUAAUUUCAUGUUUUAAUUUAUUGAUGCAAAUGUUCAAAUUAGGGUGAUACCAACUACUAUCAUUUUCAUACAAAAUAUGAUAUGGUCAAUAUAACUUUUUAAAAGGUGAUCCUCCAGAUGCUUGUUUGUUUGCUUAAAUAAUGUCUCCAUUGCUCUAUAUUUAAAACAUCAUAAUAAUCUCAAUACUGUUUACAGACUGAAUCAAGGCACCAAACAAAACGUUACAAAAUAAAACAAAACAUUACAGUACAAAGUUAAAAUAUUAAAAAAGGCACAUUUAAAAUAACUUAAUUAACAGGAAAACAGAACAUAAACAUAAAAUAUUAGAUAAAAAUCAACUGACUGCAAAAGAACUACAUAAAACAGUAUAAUUAGUAACUAAGCAAAAUAUCUGAAAUAGAAGCUGCAGUUCCAUUAUACCCACACAUCCCUACACCUGUAACUACUCCCAAAUACAUCCUUAAUCAUCUUCCACAGCCAAAUCUCACUCACAUUCAUUUAUUCCAGCCAUACAGAUAACUCAACUAAUCCCCAGUCAACCAGUUGUUACAGGGCAUGAAAACUAUAUAGCAACAUUAAGCGUAAUUUAAAACCAGCUCAUUCAGCCAGCUCCAUCUGGGGCAAUGUAAUGCCAUGCAAACAGCCACAUGACAUCUCCCUCCCCAUCUCUUGCCAAAGUAGGGUCAUCCCUAUAUUGGUUAGGUCUCUCACACUGAGUGGUAUAGCAACUCUGAAAAGCAAAAAAAAGAAGGGGGGGCAAUCCAGACUCUUAACUCUGGGCAGCAAAAAUUCCAUUUUCCAACCAAGUACAAAACAAAAGGGGGUGGCACCCUCGCAUUGCUCUUGAAUUCUUUUCUGGAGAUAGUAUUUAUUUAUAAAUAAUUUUUUGUACCACUUACUGUUACAAAUGCACCUUGAAGUGGUUUGCAAAGAUGGGAAUAAAAAUUACAUUAAAACCAUUUCAAUUUUAAAAAUUGUUAUUAAUUAGUAAUGUUUUUAGUUUUCUGAUCCCAUCCCCAUUUUAGAAAGGUGAACCAGUAGGGUAUUUUUAGAAAUACAAUGGCUUAAUGAAUUAAUGAUAAUCUAUGGUGAAUUUCCUUUUUCUGUUUUCAUAUAACUAACAUGCCGGUGUUCAAUCUCUGCUUUCAGUGUAUGCGAGAAUGGAAUAAUGAGCGAAACACACAAUUCUGCCUCUGAGAUGAAAAGAUUGAAACAUCCAGAGAUGGGUAUGACUUCUAAACUUUGUUUUUCCAUGCUUAGAAGAAAGCCAGAUUAUUUUUUUAAGGUGCAGUUUUAAGAAAUCUACUUUUACUAUUUAGGCGAUACCUUUGAGCCUACUGUUCCAGUACCUUUACCACCUGCCCGACCUCCUUUGAGGGAAAACUUAAAACAUGGCUCAGUAGUCAACAGGACUCCCUCCGAUUAUGACCUGCUUGUGCACCCUCCAGGUAAUACAUUAUUUUCAUCUAUUUGUGUAGCAUAAAUUAUGCAGAGGAGUGCUGGUGGAAUAAUGAACUUGUCUUCGUUUAUGAAUUCAUAGUUGGGCUACUUAAACAUAUUAGACCAAACAAUGCCACAAAUUGUAGGUAUAUUGUAGAUGUUUAAACUUGACAUAAAUGAACACACAUACAUAUACAACUAGAUAUAUUAUAUUUUAAAUGAUAAAAUGUAGCCCAGCAAAAAUAUCUUGUAGUCAAACAGUUUAAUACAAAUGACUCUAACAUGAUACUAGGUGCUGCUUUUUAGAAGGGAAGAACUACUCUCCUGCACGUGGACUUCCCUACAUAAUUCUUUGUAUCCCAGGCUAUAACUUAAGUAAUACAUUUGUAGGUGAGACGAUUAUUGCAUAAAGCAAAGUUUUAAAAGCACAAUGGAAUUCAAAAGCUCUUAAGAAAUGACAUCACAAGCCUUAUUCUACUUCGUUAUACUAUGGUGCUCGUUUUAAAGUCGUUAAGAUUUCUUGUUUUGUUGCCAUUGUAUUUUCCCACUGAAGAUGUUCCAUGGCUCAGUGAAUUGAGCUGACAGGUCCAUGGAUCCUGCCCAUGUUUCUUCUUGCUGUUUAGACCGUUGCCUUGUCAAUAAGCAUUUCCUGGUAGUGAUGCUACGUGCUAAAAUUACAGCUCAUGUGAGCAUUCAUAUAUGUACUUGUUUGUGGGUUUAAUUAUGAUCUGUCAUAAUCACCUGAAAGAAAGUUCAUCCUGCAUUCAUCAUUGAACCCACAAUGCACGAAAGCUCAAAUGCAGAUGUACAGAUAAUUUUACAACACAGAGAAAACUUCUAAAAACGAUACAGCGAAAGGUCAUUCACAGCAUGCGUUAAGUGUUGUUUGGAAGCCUCACUUUUAUGAUGUACAAUUUCAUUACUGGAGUCACUGAACUCCUUGAUAAACCUUUGGAGGAAGCACCUCUCUUCCUGGCCAGAGAAAAUCAAUUUUAAGAUUCACUUUUGAUCAUAGCAUUAAUGAAGAUUCGCUUAUUUAAUGAGUUUUCUCUCAAUGCAGGCGAAGAUGCAUCUGACAACCCGCCACCCUCGCUUCCCCCUCCGCCACCCCCUGCACGCCACAGCCUCAUUGAGCAAUCAAAGCCACUCAUUGCAGGAAGCAGACCUUUGUCGGGACACGAACUCUACCUUCCUCCUGCAGGUAAGAGUUUAAAAGAGAAUACAUUUUUCAUCUUCUAGUAGAGACAUAGACGGGGGUGGGAACUGUCAUCAAGUGCUACCUAGCUUUGUUCAUAUUUCUAACUAUAAACUUACCGUUUAGACAUUGUAAGAAAAUAGAUGAUUUAUAUACAGUAUAGUGAAUGAUAAAUUGCAAGGAACUUUGACAAAUACAAAUGUAUGCACCACUUCCGGAUAGGGCACUUGAAGUUCAAAGAGGCAUAUUGGAGAAAUCACGCAGCAGGUGUCUGUGUGCACGUAACUAAGUCUCAAACUGAAACUCUUUCUCAUGCUGAAGAUGAAGAAGCAUAUGUUACAGGACUAUUGUAAAAUUACAGGGUUUUUUCUGAAAUAGUGAGGUAACAGUGUACAGCGUCUACCGCACAACAUUGUCCAAAUCUCUUGAAGUAGCCUUAUAUUUCCAUAACCCUUCAAAAACACCACCAUUUGGAUCUACUUCUGUUCUCACUGUUUACUGUUGAUACAUACCACUCUGUUGCUAUACUACAGCAAAGAGCAUUCCAUCUCAUUUUCGAGAGUCUUGUAUCCUCAAGAAUGACUUUUCAGGGGAACUUUGGAGCUGUAGUGGAGGGGAGGAGGUGGUACAGAAGCCCUGUUGUCUGAAUGUAUUUCCACUCUUGCUGCUCAGAGUUCUUGGGGUUUUUUUUUUUUUUAAAAGUGCUGCUGCUCAGCGGUUGGAGUGAGGCGCAAUGGCUGCUGUACUGAAAAACAGCAUGACAAGGUUUGAUGUAGGGUAGCCACCAGAGGCCUAUUUGUAUUUUUCACCUUGAGAUUUGGAGGCAAAAAUGCACAGCAGCUCUAGCCCAACCUUCAUUUGAAACUAUAUUUGGAAAUAGAUUUGCAAACCAUAGUUUAGAAGAAAUAAAUCCUUUUUCACCUGAUUGUGAUUUACCUGGUUGACAUAGCAUGGGAGGAAAGGGAAAAUCUGCAUGUGGGUAUGUAGGAACGCACAAUUCCAUAGCACAUUUUGUGACAUUUGAAUUAAGCCUAUAUUUAUUAGUCCACCAGUGAUCUCAUUUGUAUUCAUUUCUGAACUUCAUAUUCUUUGAUUACUAUAAUCCUAUGAGCAUAAAGUUUCCUUUUGUUUUUAAAAUUGUAUAGAUCUUUUCUUUGAUCCUGUAAAUGGCUUAGUUCCUUUACCUCCAGUUCGAAGAUUAACUGGUGAAAAUAUGAAAACACACAGAACAUCGCAGGACUAUGACCAGCUUCCAUCUUGUUCAGGUAAGCAAAGCACAGUAUACAGAACCAUUUCUUUGCCACCUUCUCCCUCAAAGAACAAAUUGAUAACUUUGUCCUUUUUGUGAUACUGAACACAAUGAAUUACUAUGAGGAAAGAAAACAUUUGAGAUUGGUGAUCUAGGGCAUUCACACUGUCCAUCUUUAUCUGAACUUCUAUUGUAAUUACUUUAUUACAGAGAUAGCUGUGUUUCUCAGGCCCACACUACAUACUAGUUUUCCUCCCUACUCAAAGGUAAUAUUACAUAUAGACAAACAGAAAUCAUACUAUAUGAAAUAAGGUCUAGGAAAAUAUUGCAGGAACAGCACAAGGGCUGUGCCACAACUAAGAAUAGCCUCUUCUAGUCCCUGCCUGUCACAUCUCAGAUGGCAGGGCAACCACAAGAAUGCCUCAGGAGAAGAUCUUGGUGUAUGGUCCGGCUGAUGGAUUAUUACUAACAUUAUGUAUAUACCUUUCCCCACAAGGCCCCAUGAAGGGUUUCAACAAUUUAAGCUACAAUGUUAAAAGCAGUUUUAAACAAGUUACAAUCACAAUAUAGGGUGAGUCAUGCAACUAUACAUCUCAGAUGUCAAAAGGCCAGGAUAAAGAAGUGUAUCUUCAGUAUGUGACAGAAACUGUAUGAUGAAGAUAUGAAGAUGCAAAAUGCACCUCUGUGUGGCCAGUUUAACAUUUCCACUGCCUCACCUGAAUUGGGUGUGUUUGUUCAAGAGCCUUGUCUGGGUCCUGUCGCUACUGCAACUGAAAUUCAUCUAGUAACACAGGAUCAAAUGGGGCACUUUAUCACUAGCUAGAACUUUCACAACAUUAGCAUCAAAUCACAGCGUACAUGAGUGAGCUUGUCCUCAAAGUAGUAUACACAUCAUCACUUAGUAAAUGCAUCAAACUUGACAUCGUCAGCUGGGCCAAGUCGAAGUAGGCCAUGAAUCACUCAAAAAAGCUCUUAUAAGAGGCAUUGUAAGGACACAGUAGCUGUGGAGAAGUAUUACUUCUUCACUGUCGUCACCACCACCGAAUAUGCUUGAUAAUGAGCUUUGAAUUUUGUUAGGCCAGAGUCACAGUGAGUUUUGCUGCUUAUAUUCUGGCAUUCUCCCUGCCUGCUCAGUUACAUGAGGUAGCUGAAGAGGCUCUACCUAGCAAGAGAAGGCACUUGGGAGCCAUCCUGUCAACCACUUAAGUGAUAUCUGCAUUCCACAGAGUAACCUAAGAUAUUAAGAAGAGUGCCUAUUAUGCCAACCAGAAUUCUCCCAAGAUCCCUCAGGAAUGUGCAAAGUAUGUGAUUUGUACUCCACGAGUUCAUAGUUUGGACAGUUAUUAAAUGCAACAGCAGCUGCCCAGGAAGCAUAUGCACAUUGUGAAAACUUGACCCUACAUUCCCAUGAUGUUAGGUGGAAAUGUAGUUCUGCAAGCCAAAGCCUAGUAUUAAUAUGUAUAUUUUUAAAAAUCAGACCUGGUUAUAUGAGGCAUUUAAAUACACUUGCCCGUUUAUCAUUUACACACCUCAGAAUACAACACUUGAAAAUAGAAAAGUCACUGACAUAGAUAUAUAUUGUAUUCCACCAAAUAAGAUUACAUAAUGCAGUGUAUUGAAUGUUCAUUUGUAUACCUAGACUAAUGAAGUAUAGUUUCAUGUAGUUGGAAACAGACAUUACAAACCAAACAUACCUAACUGAAGAUAGUUCCUUUUUAAAUAAACAUAGCUGGUGUUGGGAAGUGAACUCCUUAUUCCUAAACAUUUCAGUGAUAAAUAUUACCUGGGAUUUUAGAAGUUUUCCCCUCAGAAGACCAUGGCUGCAGCUGGGGUUCUUUGGUUCUGUUCCAAGGAUGGAUACAUUAUUUUUUUUUUAUUCCAAGGGGCCAGAUUUGAGAGGUGGGUGGGCCUGCCUAACUCUCAGUCACAUACUGUCAUUAUUGCAUGACAAGAUGAACAGGUUGGUUGUCCUGCCGACCUGCCAAAAGCCCUUGCACUGUGUUCCCAGGUGCCUCACAGCCAGCUUGCGGUCAGGCUUUUAGAAACAGCAGCACAAAUGCUGUUGUGAGCCCUAUGCUCAGCACUUCACAGAGCACAGGGGUAGCAAAGCCAUUCUUUCUGCUCUCCCCAUUGGGGGAGGGCGAGAAAGAAGCCAGCAUUUAACAGGCAUCUCAUAGCCAAUCUGUCACUCACCUGCAUCCAACGCGGCAGGAUUUAACCCAUGAAUUGGUGUCUGUUCCCUGCUGGAAUUCAGCAUUGCUCAAACUGCAGGAAAUGCUGAAUUCCCUGCCCUCCCACCAUCCACUGAUGUUACAAGUGAUGCCAACUGAUGCAGUGCCAAAUUGGACUCCCUGGUAGGCCCAGAUUGGCCCGUGGGCCAGAGGCUCCCCACCCCCUGCUCUAAUCCACAAUGAACACAAAACAGUUCUCUUUAUAAAAUGCCGCCAUUAAAGCUUGCACAGUUAACUUUAUCCAUGCUUUAACUUACUUAGGGUGUGAUUCUUUAACUUGAACUAAUUGUUUUCCAUUAGUGGUGGUCCUCCUGAUCCCAGCCAAAUUUCUUUUUUAAACGUUAACCAAAUUGCUGCAUGACAUGCUUAUAGUCGUCUUGAUAUUUGUGUGGGCUACAUUAUUUGGAAGAUUUCUACCACAAUCUUCUAAAAUAUCCACGAGUUUCAACCAGCACUACAAAUAAUGAUGCAGUGUGAAUUGUAUCAAUACUUUCAAUUUAAGCUGAAUUAAAUGAAAAUCUGUGUACUAAAUCAUGUCAUAGUAUAAACUGGAAAGUUUUUUAUUGGAUUUAUAGUCUGUGUAAUUAAUAAUAUUCAUGAGGAACUGUUCCACCUUUAACCUGAAUUGAAUAAAACACUUGUGGAUAGCAUUUGUAUUCUGUAUUGUGUUGAACGAUUCAACACAUAAUGCACAUUUUAUAUUCAUUCCAGCUCAUUUUAUGGGUGAUCAGAAUCUGUUUAAUUAUUUGGCAGAAUAAGAACCUUAAAAUAUGACAAAUGAAUCACUAAUUUAUCAUGCGUAAAAAUGAUGGGAGUGGUCACACUCCAGAUGUUCUGAGACUCUGUGUUCCCCAUCCGUGAUAUAUAAUAAGUGAUCUGCUGUCUCAUAUUACCUUAUUCUUCAUUAAGUAUAAUCGUAUGGUGCAUUUAGGAAACAGUAUGUGUAAAAAUAAAAAUGACAUAUGAUGAUUCAGGUUUGCUGCAAACACUUCCCCAGCACCCUAACAAAUUAAGCUAAUUAAUAAAAAAUUCCACACAGAAACAUUGGCUGUGAAUUUAUUGAAUAUCAAAUUGUGUUUUUCUUUUGAUUUUCUUCUUGUGCAGAUGGUUCACAAGCACCAGCCAGACCUCCUAAACCACUGCCCCGCCGGACUGCUCCAGAAAUACACCAUAGGAAGGCACAUAACUCUGACCCAUCUAUAGAAAACGUUGAUGCAAAAAUUGCAAAACUUAUGGGAGAAGGCUAUUCCUUUGAAGAAGUGAAGCGGGCGCUUGAAAUAGCCCAAAAUAACCUUGAUGUAGCACGGAGCAUUCUAAGAGAAUUUGCCUGCUUUCCUCCGACCAUUUCCCCACGUCUCAAUCUAUAGCAGUGUGGAAAACCUUGCAGCAAGCCUGUCCUUCUGAAGUUUGUGAGUGUGAACAUGAGAGCUAACAUGCAAGUGCAACACUGCGUGCAAGAGAGAGAUUAUUCUCUAGACAUUUUCAAAGAGUAGAGUUCCAGCAGUUUUUCAGGGAGGGGAAACUGCUCCUUUCAAGACAUAAGUGGAUUUGAUCUUCUGUAUUUUUGCUAGCCAUACUUUUUUGAAUCAGGGUUGAACUGACAAAUAAUUUAAAGAAGUUUACUUCCCAUAAACUUUUAAUCUGUGAAAUGCAUUUUCAUGUUUACAAGGUGGUGAGUGACCAUUUUCAAGCUGAUAGUCCUCUUUUGUUCUUGUUCAUAUUUUCUACUCUUGUGUAGCAUUUCCAACUGUUUUUGUACUGACUUGCCCCAUCAACUAUGAGUCACUUAUUUCUUAUCUCCAUUUUUUCUUUUAAAGAAGCUUUAAUCUCUUUUUUUCCUUUUUCUUUCCUUUUGUAUUUUAGCAUCAAGCAAAUGCAAGGGAAAAUGUGGCCUUCACUACUGAUUUUUCCCUACUGUUGUAUCUUUGCUAUUUAGAGAGAGAAAAUUGAAUGUGUAAUACAUUGUUUUGUCUUUGGUCUGCCUCUUGGAGGGCAUUUUGACUGCAACAGUGGGCAGCUUUUCUUUGACAUAUGGCCGAUAACUUUCAAGGUCUAGAUGGCUUCAAUUUUAAAAUAAAUUAAACGUUCACACUAUUAAAUUGCAUUAUAUGAUAGUUUCCCUGAAAUGUAAAUUGUACCUGGAACAUAUACUAAAAAUCCAUUUGUAUGCAUUUCAGAUUAGCCCUUCAUUCCAUGAUGAGCUUGAUGAAAGGUGCCCAUGUUCAUGCCUUGAAUAUUAUCAGGCAUGCCAAAUAGAUCCAUUGUGUCGAGUUAUAUUAGCAGUGACCAGGUAGAUUGCACUCCUGGAAGGUAGGAUCAGUUAAUUUCCUGUGUGAAGAAUUAUUUGCUGAUUCAUCACAGCUUUGGGGACAAGUUCAUAUUAACACAGGUACUUUGAAUCUUUGCACUGUUGAAUCCAAAUGCAAUUAUUGUGGCACUAUUUCUUCGAAGCUCACAUUAUUACCUUAAAAGCAUAUUCAGUGCUGAGAUCAACCAAUUGCGCAAGAUUUUUCUUUUUGGAGGUACCUUAAAUAUGUUUGCCUUGAGUUCCUAGUGGUGCACCACACUGUGACGUUCCAAAGCACAGGCUAAAUCAAGACCUUCAACUUCUUAAAUGAAGUGUUAUUGGUAAGCUCCAGAAAAAAAUCCACAUGUGCUCUAAUUCUUCCUUCUCUUGUCAACAUUGAAGUCUCCCCCUUUACUUUCACAUACACUCCCUGGCAUUGUUUAGCUUGAAUGACAGGUGGUCCAAAUGAAUACCAGCUGUGAUGUGAGAUGGGGAAAAUGCAUAUCGUUUGUUGCUCAUGCAGCUGUUGUGAAGAAUACAGUCUGAAUACACUGACUGCUCUGAUACCACAAUUGUGUUCAGAGCAGGAAUGAGGAAUGUGUGGCUCCGCAAAUGUUGCUGGACAGCAGUGCCUUUCCUCUGUAAUCAUUGGCCAAGUUGGCUUCGCCUUAUGGAAGCUGGAGUUCAACAACAUCUACAGCGAGGGAUGGGGAUCAUUUUUCAACCCAAAGCCUACAUUCUCUUCUGAGGAACCUUCAGGGACCCACAUACUUCUGAGGAGUGGGGCAGCAGCAAAAGUGGUGAAGCAAUGGAUGUGACUCUUACCUUUGAAUAAUAGGCUACAUUUCAGCCAUGCAGACAAAAAUUUACGUACACAUCUGCAUCCUUGAUCAAGGCAAGCAUGACAUGGUCACUUUUGAAGGCUACAUUUCAGAUGAGUGCAAGCACUCAAGGAAGGCAUGGAGCAGGUCCAGUGAGGGGUGUGGUCUGAGGAAGGAAGGGUCCAGGGAGAGUCCCAAGGCCAGAUAGAGAGGCCUGAGGGUUCCUCACUCCUUUUCUAGAAGUUCAAAGUUUCCUUGCCCCUGUUUUAGAGCCAAUAUAAGGCACCCAUCUCUUCAACCCAACCACCAUAUGUGACAUGCCCAACAUCACCUGGCCUAGUGGUUCAACAUCCAAUGAAGCUGUUGUGACUUUAUAAAAACAGAUGCAAUCAUUCAGAGGAACUCCUCUUCCUGACUGAAUAUAGACUAGAAAAAAGUUCCUGACUGAAUAUAGACUAGAAAAAAGUACUGCAAGGAGGGGAUCAGGAACCAGGUCUCCAAAAUUAAGGCUGUGAUCCAUUUUCCAGAAAUCAGAUUAGGCAAGAUCAGGGACAUCUCAGUUUGUGGUGCACAUCCUCAGCCCUUUCCCUUGGGCCAGUUUUGAGAAGGUCUUUCACCUAGCAACUCAUUGUCACAACACUACUUGAUUUGAUUUUGGCACUCUAGCUCAUUUAUGGUGACAAAUUAUAAAUAUAAUUUAUAUUGGAAUUCCAAUUUUUCAUAUCCUAUAUUUUUUCAUAAAGAUCUGAACGUAUGACAUACCCACUUCUAAACUGUUCAAAUUGUAAUUCUGUGCAAUCAUACUUGGCUAUCUCUUUGCUCCUCAUGAAGAGACUUAUUGAUAAGUCCCGAAAAGGAUCAUUAAGACUGGUUUCAAGCCUUCUAAUUCAUAAGAACCUUGUUGAUGUGCUGCUAAGUUAAAAAGCUGCAAUUUUCCUACAGAAAACUCAAGUUAUAUUCUGCCAUUUUAAAAGAUUAAUAUAUUAUAAAGAGGGAAAGGACUACUUGUCAUAGCACAAGACCUUCAAUUGCAGUAGAGACCAUUGUUUUUAGUAUAGGUCAGUAGUUCCCAAACUGUUUGGGGGCACCACCCUCUGGGUUCCAUAAACUCAGCCCCAGUGCCCUUCUACCCUACCUUAUAAAAAGCAUUAUUCAAAAUAGUGGUGGGUACAACCCACAAAGGAAGAGAAUAAUGCAAUAAAAUUCAAAACAGUAAUGAUUAAUUGCACAUUUAUUCACAAUCCGAUUAAAUUAUUUAAAGUAAAAUUUUUUUGAUGCAUGUGAUCCAGUGAUGCCUGCUUUUCAAAGUCUGACAGUCAUUUACACCUUCAGCAUCCCCUUGCCUCAUAAUGCCCAUGCUAGGUAAUUCCACCAUCCCUUCGUGGGCAGUACUGCCCACUUUGGGAACCACUGGUAUGGGUAUUUAGGAAAAGCACUAAUUCUACUCGCCUAAAGUGCGCAGUGUGGUGUUUUGUGUUACUGGGAUGACUCCAAUAGAUGAAGGCUUGUGAAAGAAUGUGUCAACAUACUCAUAAACCAGGCUUCCUCAAACUCACCCCUCCAGAUGUUUUUGAGACUACAACUCCCAUCAUCCCUGACCACUGGUCCUGCUAGCUAGGGAUCAUGGGAGUUGUAGACCAAAAACAUCUGGAGGGCCGAGGUUGAGGAAGCCUGUCAUAAACUGUCCCAAGUCUGGAUCUAAUGAAUCUAGGAUUCAUAAAGUCUUUGAAGAGGUUACAAGGCCAUCCUAUUCCAGUGAAGAAUGUUCACACUAAUGCCUACUCAAUCUAAGUCAUCCCAUGGAUGACAGAAUGGUACUGUAAAGCAUUCUUAAUAAUAUAGCCAUGCAAAAUUAGCUCUCUGAUGGUUUGGUUAUUGCUCAUGAAUUAGCAGAAUAUUAUGGCAAGAGUUCUGUUCUGAACAAGGUCUCUUACAUUACCACAGAAAAAGGGCUUGUUCAUACAAAUAUUCACACAUAUUUAAGCACACUGUUGUGUUUGGUAACACAUAAUUCUCAGCAAAUCAGUUUCAGAGGUAUUUAAGCUACUCAGAAUGGUGGUCCUGUUCCUACAUCCAAGACUCACUCAAGAGCUUUAAUUAAUCAUUUCAGCAUAAUGUCAGCCUUCUACUAAAGAAUUCUAAAAUUGCUGACUCAGAUGAUGGGGCACAUCUACAAUGCAGACAAUAUGUAAUGCAAGCAAACUCAACGUCUGUUAAAUGAGCUGCCAUUUUAGUGCUUGGUCAGUGUCCUCAAAUAGCCAACUAGUCUUGUGCCAGGUUUGCUUAAAUCCUAUGUGUGUGUUUGAGGAUUUUUCAUAAUGUGAAUUUAUUUGUACCAGAAUCAUAUUUCCAGCUUGAAGCUUUACUUUGCACUGACCUGGUAAAUAUUUUAAUUUGUGUCUUAAAAGCUUGACAAACUUGGAAGCAGAUAAGUGUGUUUUUAAUCAGGUACUGCCUGUUGACCUGGAACGUAGUGCUUCUAGGACUGGUUUCUUGAAAGGACUGCAAUAGUUUUCAUUUUUGAAGGUUUAUCUUCUAAAUAACUAUUUUAUCUGAAAAAAAGCCUUUUUAUAAACUUGUCUAACGUGGCAAACAUAGUGAUGUGAUCAAUUCCUAUUUUAUUCAACAUUCUUUUUUCAAUUCUGAAUAUUAUGUAACCUCAAAUUACUUUAUCUGUUCUUGUAAGAUAUUUUAUAAAAUGUUAACAGAACCAUACAUUUUCUUGGAGUGUGUUUAUUAACUUGUUUUACCCAAGCAUCAUGUCAUUUCCACAGUUAACCUGCAAAUGGAUGGAUUUGAUAUUAUUUAUAUGGACUUGUGAAGAUGAACAAUUUUUUAAUAAUAUGUUGAUAUCCAGGAAACCUCUGUACCACUGGACUUAAUAAUCAUGUUCUCAAGUUCAUGUGUGUGUGUUUGCAUAACAAUUGUGAGUUUCCAUUGGUCUUGCAUAGGAAUUGUGUUCCUGUUAAAGUUCUGGUUAUAGUCCUUGUAUGUUGAGUGAAUACACCAUUUGCAUAAUAGAUUCCUUUAAAAAAAAAAUGGUCAGACUCCAAAGAGCGAUGAUAGACAUACUUGAGGACUUCACAUCAUGGCAUUUCCGCCUUUAAACAACAGACCACCAUGCCAUAACACAGACUACUUUUAAAAGGUGUAUCAGUUUCAAAAGUGUCUCCCUUUGUGGCAUGGGGGCCUAUUUGAGAAACUCAAGUUUGAUGAGCAAAAUAGGAUUCGUUUUGUUUUAUAAGACUGGGGAUAUGUAACAAUAGUAUGUUAUAUUGUGUCUGGGACUACCUCAUAAAUUGUCUAGUGACAACUAUAUAU